Coregonus sp. 'balchen' is the source of this 58262-nucleotide messenger RNA. The record is from the annotation of a GenBank genome assembly. Lineage: Eukaryota; Metazoa; Chordata; Actinopteri; Salmoniformes; Salmonidae.
AUGGAGGGGCUGGAGGUGGAGGACAUUAGUCCUGCCCUGGAGGCCACUGAGGACUUCCUACACUGCCUGGAUGGAGGUGGAGGCCAAAGCCACUGCCAGGGAGGGGAGGGGUUCCGGCAUCCCAGGCAACACCACCCCAAGCUGCAGGAGAUGUCUGCAGCUCUGGGGAAGCUGAGCUCUAGCGGGGUGUGGGGCCUGCUGGCCAGGGAGCAGGGGACUGAGGUGUCCCCCCGUAACGUGGCCUGGGCUGACCAGCCCUCUGCCUUCAGCGUGCUGGGUCUGAGGCACGGGAAAAGGAGUCGUGCUCGUUCCACCAACGACCUGGCUGCCCACACCAAGGACACCAACAACACCACCUCUAACUCCUCCAACACCGCCUUUAAGAAAGGCCACAACCGCUCGCGUUCUGAUGUCAACUACCGGCCGUCCUACACAGACAACGCUAACGGCCUGCCUGCUGUGGACAAGAACACGCUGAAGAACAUGGCUCUCAACAACCAGAGAGAAGAAGGUAAGGCAGGAAGUUAGAGUUUGUCCUUCUUUGGUUAGCUGAUAAGGACAUACAGCUUAUUUAUUAUUGGUUAGUACUAGGGCUGUGAUGGUAAUUGAAUAACCGUGUAAGUGACAGUUAUAGGCAAGACCGUCAUGAAAAUAAAAUAACCAUCAAAACCAUUUAAAUAGUCCUACAUACAUUUUUAGAACAACAUAUUUUUAUUAACUAUAUUUUCAUAUAGAUAAACUUGACCUAAUAGUGGGAGUAUUCGCUAUUGAUUAUAAGCAAUUGUUUUGCUAACUAAGUCUGUCUAUUAAACUGUCUGCAUCUCCUCUUUCCAAUGGUCGUUUGAUGCUCCAGCAGCUAAACCGCUAGAUGCGCGGGGGUGUAGAAGAGCUAGCCUAUAGACUAUGGCACUUGAUGUGUAGACUUUCUUUUAUACAAUGCAUGUUUUCAUUGCUGGCUAGUAAAUAAAUAAAUCGGUCUUCUAAAAAAGGUUGGAUGUGUCUGACUUCAUUAAUUAUUCAACAGCAGUCGACAAUGUUGUUCUGGCUCUGAGGCCUAUAAUGCGCCAAUGUUGUGUCAAAUGAACAAUGCGCCAAUCCCCCCCCCUCCCCCAACGAUUAUGUCAGUGACCGUGUACAUUGGCCUGGCCAAUUACCGCAACCUCAAAUUCCAAGACCGUCACAGCCCUAGUUGAUACUCAAAUCAAUGCUAGUGUCUAUGAGCUUUAAACAAAUAUUUAAAACAUUUGCUAAAUAAGCUUAUGCUAUCAUGACAUGUACUUUUCCUUGUUGUGUCAGAGACUAGAUUAAGGUUAGGACUAGUUUCCACUUUUGUCAUUAUGAAGAUAAUUUCAGCGUCCUAUAGAAAAACAAUUAGGCCUAGGCUAUGAAACAGCUGUACUGCAGCAGCCAGUAUUGGAUUCUUCUGGAACACAGCAAUGGCCACUCAGGAUCAAAUCAAAUGUUCUUUGUCACAUGCUUCGUAGACAACAGGUGUAGACUAACAGUGAAGUACUUACUUACGGGUUCAUUUCCAACAAUGCAGAGUUAAAGAUAAGAUAUAACAAAAUAGAAAUAGUGACAUGAGGAAAAAUACACAGUGAAUAACGACUAAAAAUAACAUGGCUAUAUAUAGGGAGUAGAAAAUAACAUGGCUAUAUAUAGGGAGUAAAAAUAACAUGGCUAUAUAUAGGGAGUAGAAAAAUAACAUGUCUAUAUGCAGGGAGUAGAAAAUAACAUGGCUAUAUAUAGGGAGUAGAAAAUCACAUGGGCUAUAUGCAGGGAGUAGAAAAUAACAUGGCUAUACAGGGAGUAGAAAAUAACAUGGCUAUAUAACAGGGAGUUAAAAAUAAAUGGCUAUAUACAGGGAUAGAAAAUACAUGGCUAUAUCAGGGAGUAGAAAAUAACAUGGCUAUAUUCAGGGAGUAGAAAAUAACUGGCUAUAUAUAGGGAGUAGAAAAUAACAUGGCUAUAUAUGGAGUAGAAAAUAACAUGGCUAUAUAUAGGGAGUAGAAAAUAACAUGGCUAUAUAUAGGGAGUACAAAAUAACUGGCUAUUAUAGGGAGUAGAAAUAACAUGGCUAUAUAUGGGAGUUAAAAAAUAACAUGGCUAAUAAGGGAGUAGAAAAAAAACAGGGUAUAUAUAGGGAGGGGAAAAUAACAGGCUAUUACGGGGAGUAGAAAAUAACAGGCCCCUAAUAGGGAGUAAAAAAACAUGGCUAAUACAGGGAUAGAAAAAAAACAGGGUAUAUGCAGGGAGUAGAAAAUAACUGGAAAUUGCGGGAUAUAAAAAAAACAGGCUAUAUAUAGGUAGAAAAAAUAACGGCUAUAUAUAGGGAGAUAAAAAACGGGGCUAUAUGCAGGGAGAGAAAAAAACAUGGCUUAUGGGGAGUAGAAAAUAACAUAAAAAUAUAAAAAAAUAUCCAAAAUUUAGCAGACGCUUUACCCAAAAGCAUUUACAGCAUCGUGCAUACUUUUGUGUAGGGGGGGUCCCGGGAUCGAACCCACUACCUUGGCAGGGCAUAUAUGGGGAGUAGAAAAAAAUGGCUAUUAGGGAGUAGAAAAAUAAAGGCAUAUAUGGGGAGUGAAAAAAACGGGCAAAUAUAGGGAGUAGAACAUAAUGGCUAAUAAAUAUAGGGAUAGAAAAUAACAUGGCUAUAUAUAGGGAGUAGAAAUAAACAUGGCUUAUAUAUAGGGAGUAGAUAUAACAUGGCUAUAUAGGGAGUAGAAAAUAACAUGGCUAUAUGCAGGGAGUAGAAAUAACAUGGCUAUAUACAGGGAGUAGAAAAUAACAUGGCUAUAUACCAGGGAGUAGAAAAUAACAUGGCUAUAUACAGGGAGUAGAAAAUAACAUUGCUAUAUUUACAUUUACAUUUAAGUCAUUUAGCAGACGCUCUUAUCCAGAGCGACUUACAAAUUGGAUGAACAUGUCUGCCCUUAGCUCCUCAGGGUUAAUGGGAAUAGCAGCAGACAUUCAUAAGCUUCAUUUGACCUUCCAGCAGAACUCAAUAAUAUCACAGAAAAAUAAUAACAUCAUACACAAUAGAAUUCAACCACCUGGAGAGAGAUAGCUAGCCUGAGCGUUUCCACAGGAAAUUAGAAUCAAUUGGCCAAGCAGUACCACAGGGAAAGGGGAUACCUAUUCAGUUGCACAACUCAAUGCAUUCAACCAAAAUGUGUCUUCCGCAUUUAACCCAACCCCUGCUGCACCUAGGUCAGUAGGACACACAGUGUCCCAAUUAGGCUUGGGCGGUAUACCGUAUAUACCGUAUAAUGGGUUAUUUGGAAAUAGCCACGGGAUGGUUUUUCAAUACCGUUAUAUUAUUUCUUUGAAGUUUUUUAAAUAAAUGUGAAUAUUUGUUGCUACUUUUUAAGUAAAUCCCUCAAGUCAACUUAUACGUUAGGAGAUAAAGAAGAUCGCAUUCUUCAUUUCACCUGUCACAUAAUGUUUCAUUAUGAAGCUUACCGGUAGUCUCCAGUCACGUGGUGUUUGUUUCACAAGCACACAACGACGAGAGACCAGAGGCUUGUGAGUCACUCACUGUUGUUCAGCACAAGUCAGGUGAUCUAGUUACAGUAUGGAAUUUACAACUAAAUGUUUUGCCAGCGAGAUAUCUUAUAACUAUUAAGUUUACUGUCUAAAAUGUGGCAAAUGCUUUGGUUUGCUAAUUUAGUAGCUAGUUAGCUAUCUAGCUAAGUGGGUUAACUUCUUCCAAAAUAAAGCUUUGCUUGGUAACAGCAGAAAAUCCCUACCCGGAACAAGAGCCUUGCUGUCUAAUAUUUGUUUUGUGCGUGCAGCAAACUGAGAGUAGCAUUUUUUUUGUUACUUGUAUAACUUUUGCAUUUAGUUAGCAUUCUAUAUGGGUUUUACAUGUACUUGUUUAGCAUUGCUAACCUUUGGAUUAGAGGCAGAGUGGGGUUUGAAAAUAGCGCUCCUUGUGUUCAGUGCCGGUAUUACCGAAUAUCCCGGUAUGGCACAAGGUUGGUAUAAUAAUAAUAAUAAUAAUAAUAAUAAGCCAUUUAGCAGACGCUUUUAUCCAAAGGGACUUACAGUCAUGUGCGCAUAAAUUUUUACGUAUGGGUGGUCCCGGGGAUCGAACCCACUACCCUGGCGUUACAAGUGCCAUGCUCUACCAUUGAGCUACAGAGGACCACAUAAGGUAUGAUAAUCUGGAUACCGCCCAAGCCCAGUCUCAAUACUCAACAGUGGCUUCCUCUCACUGGCUAGAACCUAUCCUACUAGUGUCGGAUCAAGCCGGGUGAAGAAAAGGAAAGAAGGAAAGGAGACAAGUAAAGGAGGCACUGUAGAGUAUUGAGAUAAAGCCAUUGCCCUCAUUUUCAGUUCUGGCUUGAAAGUAUUUUAAAACAUGUGAGAUGGGACGAGGUGGUGGUAGAAGAGGUUACAUUAUUUAUCUUCAAAUAUUUUGGUGUGCUACAAGUCCUGUAUAACAUGUUUCAAAGCUGUUGAUAGACUGCUGCAAGACAGAUUGACUGAAAGUCUGAAUAUAAUAAUAAUAAUAAGUCUUACUAUAAUAAUACUGACUACAGUAUAUAAUAUGGAAAUGUAACCAUACUGGGUAGUGGUCACCAACUGGUCGAUCUUCAAGGCAUUCCUAGUCGAUCACCAACGAUAAAGGCCUGUUGCGCUGUUGGUGGUAGAUGCACUUGAUUCAGAAGUCCUGUUCACCCGGGUAGGGCAAAUUAUUCCCAGUUGAACCAUUUCAUAUGUCUGAAAAGACAAACUUCCCGCCUACCUGCAGACCGGAGAUCUGUGGCUAAAUUGAGGUGUGCCUACUGUGCUGGCCAAUCAGAUAGCUCAAAUCACUGUGUCUACCUACAGCUUCCCCGGCCACAGACUAGCCUACGUGAGAUUUCAAUACCUUUUAAAACCAUGACCAGAGAGAGACUGUCAAAGAAUACAGCAAAGAGCUGCUGUUUUUAUGAGUGUCUAAGUUUUUUAAGCACUUUACAAAAACGAAACGCCAAUUCCCUCUCUUCCACCAGCUGCAAUUAAUGAGUAGCCAAUAUAUCAAUGCCCUGCUUUUUAUUUUAUAACUGUUUUAUCUAUUUUUAAUGUCGGGGUAUUUUUUACUUUCUUUAAAGCAUAGAACAACGAAAAUUUUUUCCUAGGGAAAUGCGGUUACGACUUGAUUUCCCUCGUUGGGAAAAAUUUUUUUUGUCCCCUCUUUCGGUCAACCCCACCUUUUAGGAAAAGGAGAGAGCGUGACCGUGGAGGCGGGGCCCUUGCUGCUUUCCCCCCCCUCCCUCCAUUGGACAAAUACUUGUUUUAAAAAAAAACUAACUUCCCCUUUUACGUUUAAGAAACGGGAAUCUGGGGAAAAUAGUUUGAAAGGUCAUCCAAAUCGUAACUCGGCAUUUCCCAAACUCCGACUUUUGACCCUGAAAGCCCCUACCUUGAUGCAGGGGACCCACAACCUCCAGUAAAAAAAAAAAACAAAUUAUUUGCAUUUUUGCUCAGCGUGCCUCGCAGGGGCUACCCAAUGAUCUAUUGUUUUUAAAGCUUUAUUUUUUAAAUUUAAAAAGGUCGGGGGGAACAAAAUUGGCAGGCCAGGCAUAAGCCCCAAAAAAACUGUUAAUGUAUUAGGCCAUGCACAAAAUAUUCCCACAAACUGUGGUAAUGUUAAAUUUUUUUAAAAAAGUUUAAAAGAAUUGAGUGGUAGUCUCGCUUUCUUUUUUAUGCAAAAAUGGGUCUGACUAGAAAAGGUUUGGGGACCCCGGACUAGUGAUAGUUUAUGUACUGAAUGGGUUCUCCCCAAGUUUUAAGGGGGCUGAGAACAGGCAGCCCCCAAAUGAAAUAUUCCCCAAAUAAGGUUUUAUUUGGGUGCAAACCCAACCCCCCACGUAAGCCCAAAGUAAUGCAACCCUUUUCCCCCUUUGGCCCCCCGGGCUCACCAUGGAUGAAUGGUCCCUGUAGACAUGAUUUUGGAGUUUUGUUUUUCCUCCUAAAAAUAAAGGUUAGCAUUGGGAAGAGUGACUGAUCCUAGACUUAGUUAAGGUCAAAUUUUAAGGUAAACAUAGCGGGAGUAGAAAAAAAAUGGUAUUAAGGGAAGUAAAAAAAAUGGCAUAUAUAGGGGGUAGAAAAAACAGGCUAUAUGAAGGAGUAGAAAAAAACAGGGUAUAUAUGGGGGUAAAAAAAACAUGGCUAUAACGGGGUAAAAAUAAAAUGGCAUAUAUAGGGAGUAGAAAAAUAAAAAGGGUAAGCGGGAGUAGAAAUAACUGGGUAUUAUAGGGGUAAAAAUAACAGUAAUAUAGGGAGUAGAAAAAAAACAUGGGUAUAAUAGGGGGUAAAAAUAAAAUGGCUAAUUUUAGGGAGUAAAAUAACAGGCCCCUAUGCAGGGAGUAGAAAAAAACUGGCUAUAUAAGGGAGUAGAAAAAACCUGGGUAUAACGGGGGAAAAAUAACAUGGCUAACAGGGGGUAAAAAAACAGGAAAAUAGGAUAGAAAAUAACAUGGCUUUAUAUAGAGGUAGAAAAAAAACAUGGGAUAUGCAGGGAAUAGAAAAAUAAUGGUUAUGCAGGGAUAAAAAAAACCUGGAUAAUAGGGGUAGAAAAAAAACAUGGCUAUAUAUAGGGAGAGAAAUAACAUGGCUAUAUUAGGGAGUGAAAUAACUGGCUAUAUAGGGGUAGAAAAAUAAAGGCUAUAUGCAGGGAGGGGAAAAUAAAAAGGUAUAUACAGGGAUAGAAAAAAAAAAAUGGCUUAUAACGGGAGUAGAAAAAAAUGGGUAUAUGCAGGGGGUGAAAAUAACAUGGCUAUAUAAGGGAGUAGAAAAAAAACAUGGUAUAACAGGGAUAGAAAUAAAUGGCUAUAAAGGGAGUAGAAAAAAAAGGGAUAUGCAGGGAUAGAAAAUAAAGGCAAAAGGGAGUAGAAAAUAAAUGGUUAUAUAGGGAGUAGAAAAAACAUGGUUUAAUUUAGGGAUAAAAAAAUGGCUUAUAUGGGGAGAGAAAAUAACAUGGCUAUAUGCAGGGAGUAAAAAAUAAAUGGUAUUGAGGAGUAGAAAAUAACAGGGCUAAAAUUAGGGAGUAGAAAUUAACAGGGAAAUUAUGGGAGUAAAAAAAUAACAUGGCUUAUUGGGAGUGAAAUAAAGGGCUAAUAUGGGGAUAGAAAAAACAUGGCAAUCAGGGAGAGAAAAAAAGGGGCUUAUACGGGAAGAAAAUAACAGGCUAUAUCAGGGAGUGGAAAAAACAUGGCUAUAUGCAGGGAGUAAAAAUAACAGGCAUAUGAGGGAGUAGAAAAUAACAUGGCUAUAUGCGGGGAGGAAAAUAAAGGCUAUAUAGGGGGAGUAGAAAAUAAAAUGGUUUAAUACAGGGAGUAAAAAUAACAUGGCUUUUUGCAGGGGUAAAAAAAUAACAGGGAAUACGGGAGUAAAAAAAAUAAAGGCAUAUCAGGAGUAGAAAAAACAGGGUAUAUGCAGGGGUAGAAAAAUAACAUGGAAUUAAGGGAGUAAAAAUAACAUGGCUUAAUAUAUAGAAAAAACAGGUAUUUGGGAGUAAAAAAUAAUGGCUAUAUGCAGGGGUAAAAAUAAUGGUUACAGGGAGUAAAAUAACAUGGCUUUCAGGAGUAGAAAAAUACAUGGCUUAUAGGGGUAGAAAAAAAACUGGCUAUAUCGGGGGAGUAAAAAAAUAACAGGGCUAUAAAAAGGGAGUAGAAAAUACAUGGCUUAACAGGGAGUAGAAAAUAACUGGCUAUAUGAGGGAGUAAAAAAAAAACAUGGCUAUAUAAGGAGAAAAAAACAUGGUAUAUUAGGGGUAAAAAAACAUGGCUAUAUUAGGGAUAGAAAAUAACAGGUAUUGCAGGGGUGGGAAAAUAACAUGGCUAUAUACAGGGAGUAAAAUAACAUGGCUAUUAAAGGGAGUAGAAAAAAUAAAUGGCUUUUGGGGGGAGUAAAAAUAACAUCCCUAUAUACAGGGAGUAGAAAAAACAGGCUUUUAUAUAUGGGGAAGUAGAAAAAACAUGGCUAUAGGGGGAGUAAAAAUAACAUGGCAUAUCGGGGGGAAAGAAAAAAAAAUGGCAAUACAGGGAGUAGAAAAUAACGGCUAUAAAAGGGGAGAGAAAAUAACAUGGCUAUUAUAGGGAGUGAAAAAACAUGGCUAUUACGGGGGAGAAAAUAACAUGGCAUACAGGGGAAAAAAAUAACAUGGCUCUACAGGGUAGAAAAAAACAUGGUUUUAAACAGGGUAAAAAAUAACAUGGCUAUAUAUGGGGGUAGAAAAAAACAGGGUUUCGGGGGAGUAGAAAAAUAACAGGGUUAUAACGGGGAGUAAAAAUAACGGGCUAUAGACAGGAGUAGAAAAAAACAUGGCUAUAUAAGGGAGUAGAAAAUAACAUGGCUAUAGCAGGGAGUAAAAAAAAACAGGUAAUAAGGGAGAGAAAAAAAAAGGGGCUAAUCAGGGAGUAGAAAAUAACAUGGCAAUAUGAGUAGAAAAUAACAUGGCAAUGCGGGGAGUAGAAAAACCCCGGGAUAUAUGGGAGAAAAAUAACAGGAAAUAUAGGGAUAGAAAAUAACAGGGCUAUAUGCGGGGAGUAGAAAAUAACAUGGUAUAUAUAGGGAUUAGAAAAUAACGGGCUAUAAAAAGGGAUGAAAAUAACAGGGUAUAUAUAGGGAGUAGAAAAUAAAAUGGUUUUUGGGCAGGGAGUAGAAAAAACAUGGUAAUAAGGGAGUAGAAAAAACAGGGCAUAUACAGGGAGUAAAAAAUAACAUGGCAUAUACGGGGAGUAAAAAAACAGGGCUAUAUCGGGGAGUAGAAAAAAACAUGGCUAUCAGGGUAGAAAAAACAGGGAACGGUAGAAAACAACAUGGCUAUAUGCAGGGAGUAGAAAAUAACAUGGCUAUAUACAGGGAGUAGAAAAUAACAUGGCUAUAUACAGGGAGUAGAAAAUAACAUGGCUAUAUAGGGAGUAGAACAUAACAUGGCUAUAUAUAGGGAGUAGAAAAUAACAUGGCUAUAUGCAGGGAGUAGAAAAUAACAUGGCUAUAGACAGGGAGUAGAAAAUAACAUUGCUAUAUUUACAUUUACAUUUAAGUCAUUUAGCAGACGCUCUUAUCCAGAGCGACUUACAAAUUGGAUGAACAGUGUCUGUCCCUUAGCUCCUCAGGGUUAAUGGGAAUAGCAGCAGACAUUCAUAAGCUUCAUGUUGACCUUCCAGCAGAACUCAAUAAUAUCACAGAAAAUAAUAACAUCAUACACAAUAGAAUUCAACCACCUGGAGAGAGAUAGCUAGCCUAGCGUUUCCAACAGGAAAUUAGAUCAAUUGGCCAAGCAGUACCACAGGGAAAGGGGAUACCUAUUCAGUUGCACAACUCAAUGCAUUCAACCAAAAUGUGUCUUCCGCAUUUAACCCAACCCCUGCUGCACCUAGGUCAGUAGGACACACAGUGUCCCAAUUAGGCUUGGGCGGUAUACCGUAUAUACCGUAUAAUGGGUUAUUUGGAAAUAGCCACGGGAUGGUUUUUCAAUACCGUUAAUAUUAUUUCUUUGAAGUUUUUUAAAUAAAUGUGAAUAUUUGUUGCUACUUUUUAAGUAAAUCCCUCAAGUCAACUUAUACGUUAGGAGAUAAAGAAGAUCGCAUUGUUCAUUUCACCUGUCACAUAAUGUUUCAUUAUGAAGCUUACCGGUAGUCUCCAGUCACGUGGUGUUUGUUCACAAGCACACAACGACGAGAGACCAGAGCCUUGUGAGUCACUCACUGUUGUUCAGCACAAGUCAGGUGAUCUAGUUACAGUAUGGAAUUUACAACUAAAUGUUUGCCAGCGAGAUAUCUUAUAACUAUUAAGUUUACUGUCUAAAAUGUGGCAAAUGCUUUGGUUUGCUAAUUUAGUAGCUAGUUAGCUAUCUAGCUAAGUGGUUAACUUCUUCCAAAAUAAAGCUUUGCUUGGUAACAGCAGAAAAUCCCUACCCGGAACAAGAGCCUUGCUGUCUAAUAUUUGUUUUGUGCGUGCAGCAAACUGAGAGUAGCAUUUUUUUGUUACUUGUAUAACUUUUGCAUUUAGUUAGCAUUCUAUAUGGGUUUUUACAUGUACUUGUUAGCAUUGCUAACCUUUGGAUUAGAGGCAGAGUGGGGUUUGAAAAUAGCGCUCCUUGUGUUCAGUGCCGGUAUUACCGAAUAUCCCGGUAUGGCACAAGGUCGGUAUAAUAAUAAUAAUAAUAAUAAUAAGCCAUUUAGCAGACGCUUUUAUCCAAAGGGACUUACAGUCAUGUGCGCAUAAAUUUUUACGUAUGGGUGGUCCCGGGGAUCGAACCCACUACCCUGGCGUUACAAGUGCCAUGCUCUACCAAUUGAGCUACAGAGGACCACAUGAAGGUAUGAUAAUCUGGAUACCGCCCAAGCCCAGUCUCAAUACUCAACAGUGGCUUCCUCUCACUGGCUAGAACCUAUCCUACUAGUGUCGGAUCAAGCCGGGUGAAGAAAAGGAAAGAAGGAAAGGAGACAAGUAAAGGAGGCCACUGUAGAGUAUUGAGAUAAAGCCAUUGCCUCAUUUUCAGUUCUGGCUUGAAAGCAUUUUAAACAUGUGAGAUGGGACGAGGUGGUGGUAGAAGAGGUUACAUUAUUUAUCUUCAAAUAUUUUGGUGUGCUACAAGUCCUGUAUAACAUGUUUCAAAGCUGUUGAUAGACUGCUGCAGACAGAUUGACUGAAAGUCUGAAUAUAAUAAUAAUAAUAAGUCUUACUAUAAUAAUACUGACUACAGUAUAUAAUAUGAAAUGUAACCAUACUGGUAGUGGUCACCAACUGGUCGAUCUUCAAGGCAUUCCUAGUCGAUCACCAACGAUAAAGGCCUGUUGCGCUGUUGGUGGUAGAUGCACUUGAUUCAGAAGUCCUGUUCACCGGGUAGGCAAAUUAUUCCCAGUUUGAACCAUUUCAUAUGUCUGAAAAGACAAACUCCGCCUACCUGGCAGACCGGGAGAUCUGUGGCUAAAUUGAGUGUGCCUACUGUGCUGGCCAAUCAGAUAGCUCAAAUCACUGUGUCUACCUACAGCUUCCCCGGCCACAGACUAGCCUACGUGAGAUUUCAUAACUUUUAAAACCAUGACCAGAGAGAGACUGUCAAAGAAUACAGCAAAGAGCUGCUGUUUUUAUGAGUGUCUAAGUUUUAUUAAGCACUAUUACAAAACGUAAAGCGCGCAAUUCCCUCUACUUCCACUCACGCUGCAAUGAAUGAGUAGCCAAGUAUAUCAAUAGCCCUGCAUUUUUAUUAUUAUUAGCAGCUCGUUGUAUCUAUUUUAAUGUCGAGGAGUAUUUCACUUUCUUUAGUCAUAGGAACAACCUGAAUUUAUGCCUGAGGCAGAUGCGGUACGACUUGAGUUUCGCCAUCAGUUGAAAGAUUGUGUCCCCUCUUUCUGGUCAAUCUCACCUGAGGAAAGGAGAGAGCAGUGACCGUGAGAGGCGGACCCUCUGCUGCUCUCUCCCUCCCUCCAUUGAGACUAAUACUGUGUUCAAAAGAACUGAAAUCUCCGACUUCUGAGCGUUCAAGACAACUGGGAACUCUGGGGAAAAUAGUUUUGAACGGUCAUCCAACUCGGUAACUCUGGCAUCUUCCUAGAGCUCCGACUUUCUGACCUGAAAGCACCAUACCCAUCUGAUGCAGGUACCACACCUCCAGUAAAAUAAAAAAGCAAAUUAUUAGCAUUUAUGCUCAGCUGUGCCUCGCAGGUGCUACACCAACUGAUCUAGUUGUUAUCAAAGCUUGAGUUUUGAAAUAUAAUAAGGUCUGAGGAGAACAAUAUUGGCAGGCCAGGCAUAUAGCCAAUAUGCUGUGAUAAUGUAUUAGGCCUACUGCACAAACCUCAUUCCUACAGAACUGUUAGGUUAAUGUUAAAUUUUUUAAGUAAAGUUUAAAAGAAUCUGAGUGGUAGAUCUCAGCUUGCUUUUUGACUGCAAAAGUGAUCUUGACUCAGAAAAGGUUGGUGACCACUGGACUAGCUGAUAUGUAUUAUGUACUGAAUGGAGUUCUCCUUAAGUUUGAUAAGGGGGCUGAGACACAGGCAGCAUCUCAAAUGAAACCCUAUUCCCUAAAUAAGGUGUCAUUUGGGAUGCAAACCCAACCCCUACGUAAUGCCAACGUAAUGCAACCUGUGUCACCCUUGGCCCGGACUCACAGAGUAGGAUGAAGUGGUCCCUAGUAGACACUGAUCUUAGGUCAGUUUUGUGUUUUCCAUCCUAACAGUAAAGGUUAGCAUUGGGAGAGAGUGAGCUGAUCCUAGAUCUGUAGUUAAGGUCAACUUAUUAAGGUCAACAUAGCCAGGGAGUAGAAAAUAACAUGGCUAUAUACAGGGAGUAGAAAAUAACAUGGCUAUAUAUAGGGAGUAGAAAAUAACAUGGCUAUAUGCAGGGAGUAGAAAAUAACAUGGCUAUAUAUAGGGAGUAGAAAAUAACAUGGCUAUAUACAGGGAGUAGAAAAUAACAUGGCUAUAUAUAGGGAGUAGAAAAUAACAUGGCUAUAUGCAGGGAGUAGAAAAUAACAUGGCUAUAUAUAGGGAGUAGAAAAUAACAUGGCUAUAUAUAGGGAGUAGAAAAUAACAUGGCUAUAUAUAGGGAGUAGAAAAUAACAUGGCUAUAUAUAGGGAGUAGAAAAUAACAUGGCUAUAUGCAGGGAGUAGAAAAUAACAUGGCUAUAUACAGGGAGUAGAAAAUAACAUGGCUAUAUACAGGGAGUAGAAAAUAACAUGGCUAUAUGCAGGGAGUAGAAAAUAACAUGGCUAUAUACAGGGAGUAGAAAAUAACAUGGCUAUAUAUAGGGAGUAGAAAAUAACAUGGCUAUAUAUAUAGGGAGUAGAAAAUAACAUGGCUAUAUGCAGGGAAUAGAAAAUAACAUGGCUAUAUGCAGGGAGUAGAAAAUAACAUGGCUAUAUAUAGGGAGUAGAAAAUAACAUGGCUAUAUAUAGGGAGUAGAAAAUAACAUGGCUAUAUAUAGGGAGUAGAAAAUAACAUGGCUAUAUAUAGGGAGUAGAAAAUAACAUGGCUAUAUGCAGGGAGUAGAAAAUAAAUGGCUAUAUACAGGGAGUAGAAAAUAACAUGGCUAUAUACAGGGAGUAGAAAAUAACAUGGCUAUAUGCAGGGAGUAGAAAAUAACAUGGCUAUAUGCAGGGAGUAGAAAAUAACAUGGCUAUAUGCAGGGAGUAGAAAAUAACAUGGCUAUAUAUAGGGAGUAGAAAAUAACAUGGCUAUAUACAGGGAGUAGAAAAUAACAUGGCUAUAUGCAGGGAGUAGAAAAUAACAUGGCUAUAUACAGGGAGUAGAAAAUAACAUGGCUAUAUGCAGGGAGUAGAAAAUAACAUGGCUAUAUGCAGGGAGUAGAAAAUAACAUGGCUAUACAGUGGGGAAAAAAAGUAUUUAGUCAGCCACCAAUUGUGCAAGUUCUCCCACUUAAAAAGAUGAGAGAGGCCUGUAAUUUUCAUCAUAGGUACACGUCAACUAUGACAGACAAAAUGAGGAAAAAAAACCCAGAAAAUCACAUUGUAGGAUUUUUAAUGAAUUUAUUUGCAAAUUAUGGUGGAAAAUAAGUAUUUGGUCAAUAACAAAAGUUUCUCAAUAAUUUGUUAUAUACCCUUUGUUGGCAAUGACACAGGUCAAAUGUUUUCUGUAAGUCUUCACAAGGUUUUCACACACUGUUGCUGGUAUUUUGGCCCAGUCCUCCAUGCAGAUCUCCUCUAGAGCAGUGAUGUUUUGGGGCUGUCGCUGGGCAACACGAACUUUCAACUCCCUCCAAAGAUUUUCUAUGGGGUUGAGAUCUGGAGACUGGCUAGGCCAUUCCAGGACCUUGAAAUGCUUCUUACGAAGCCACUCCUUCGUUGCCCGGGCGGUGUGUUUGGGAUCAUUGUCAUACUGAAAGACCCAGCCACGUUUCAUCUUCAAUGCCCUUGCUGAUGGAAGGAGGUUUUCACUCAAACUCUCACGAUACAUGGCCCCAUUCAUUAUUUCCUUUACACGGAUCAGUCGUCCUGGUCCCUUUGCAGAAAAACAGCCCCAAAGCAUGAUGUUUCCACCCCCAUGCUUCACAGUAGGUAUGGUGUUCUUUGGAUGCAACUCAGCAUUCUUUGUCCUCCAAACACGACGAGUUUAGUUUUUACCAAAAAGUUAUAUUUUGGUUUCAUCUGACCAUAUGACAUUCUCCCAAUCCUUUUCUGGAUCAUCCAAAUGCACUCUAGCACGGGCCUGGACAUGUACUGGCUUAAGCAGGGGGACACGUCUGGCACUGCAGGAUUUAAGUCCCUGGCGGCGUAGUGUGUUACUGAUGGUAGGCUUUGUUACUUUGGUCCCAGCUCUCUGCAGGUCAUUCACUAGGUCCCCCCGUGUGGUUCUGGGAUUUUUGUUCACCGGUCUUGUGAUCAUUUUGACCCCACGGGGUGAGAUCUUGCGUGGAGCCCCAGAUCGAGGGAGAUUAUCAGUGGUCUUGUAUGCCUUCCAUUUCCUAAUAAUUGCUCCCACAGUUGAUUUCUUCAAACCAAGCUGCUUACCUAUUGCAGAUUCAGUCUUCCCAGUCUGGUGCAGGUCUACAAUUUUGUUUCUGGUGUCCUUUGACAGCUCUUUGGUCUUGGCCAUAGUGGAGUUUGGAGUGUGACUGUUUGAGGUUGUGGACAGGUGUCUUUUAUACUGAUAACAAGUUCAAACAGGUGCCAUUAAUACAGGUAACGAGUGGAGGACAGAGGAGCCUCUUAAAGAAGAAGUUACAGGUCUGUGAGAGCCAGAAAUCUUGCUUGUUUGUAGGUGACCAAAUACUUAUUUUCCACCAUAAUUUGCAAAUAAAUUCAUAAAAAAUCCUACAAUGUGAUUUUCUGGAAUUUUUUUCCUCAAUUUGUCUGUCAUAGUUGACGUGUACCUAUGAUGAAAAUUACAGGCCUCUCUCAUUUUUUUAAGUGGGAGAACUUGCACAAUUGGUGGCUGACUAAAUACUUUUUUUCCCCACUGUAUACAGGGAGUAGAAAAUAACAUGGCUAUAUAUAGGGAGUAGAAAAUAACAUGGCUAUAUAUAGGGAGUAGAAAAUAACAUGGCUAUAUGCAGGGAGUAGAAAAUAACAUGGCUAUACAGGGAGUAGAAAAUAACAUGGCUAUAUGCAGGGAGUAGAAAAUAACAUGGCUAUAUGCAGGGAGUAGAAAAUAACAUGGCUAUAUGCAGGGAGUAGAAAAUAACAUGGCUAUAUACAGGGAGUAGAAAAUAACAUGGCUAUAUACAGGGAGUAGAAAAUAACAUGGCUAUAUGCAGGGAGUAGAAAAUAACAUGGCUAUAUACAGGGAGUAGAAAAUAACAUGGCUAUAUAUAGGGAGUAGAAAAUAACAUGGCUAUACAGGGAGUAGAAAAUAACAUGGCUAUAUGCAGGGAGUAGAAAAUAACAUGGCUCUACAGGGAGUAGAAAAUAACAUGGCUAUAUACAGGGAGUAGAAAAUAACAUGGCUAUAUAUAGGGAGUAGAAAAUAACAUGGCUAUGUGCAGGGAGUAGAAAAUAACAUGGCUAUAUACAGGGAGUAGAAAAUAACAUGGCUAUAGACAGGGAGUAGAAAAUAACAUGGCUAUAUAUAGGGAGUAGAAAAUAACAUGGCUAUAUGCAGGGAGUAGAAAAUAACAUGGCUAUAUACAGGGAGUAGAAAAUAACAUGGCUAUAUACAGGGAGUAGAAAAUAACAUGGCUAUAUAUAGGGAGUAGAAAAUAACAUGGCUAUAUGCAGGGAGUAGAAAAUAACAUGGCUAUAUAUAGGGAGUAGAAAAUAACAUGGAUAUAUAUAUAGGGAGUAGAAAAUAACAUGGAUAUAUAUAGGGAGUAGAAAAUAACAUGGCUAUAUGCAGGGAGUAGAAAAUAACAUGGCUAUAUAUAGGGAGUAGAAAAUAACAUGGCUAUAUAUAGGGAGUAGAAAAUAACAUGGCUAUAUAUAGGGAGUAGAAAAUAACAUGGCUAUGUGCAGGGAGUAGAAAAUAACAUGGCUAUAUACAGGGAGUAGAAAAUAACAUGGCUAUAUACAGGGAGUAGAAAAUAACAUGGCUAUAUACAGGGAGUAGAAAAUAACAUGGCUAUAUGCAGGGAGUAGAAAAUAACAUGGCUAUAUACAGGGAGUAGAAAAUAACAUGGCUAUACAGGGAGUAGAAAACAACAUGGCUAUAUGCAGGGAGUAGAAAAUAACAUGGCUAUACAGGGAGUAGAAAAGAACAUGGAUAUACAGGGAGUAGAAAAUAACAUGGCUAUAUGCAGGGAGUAGAAAAUAACAUGGCUAUACAGGGAGUAGAAAAUAACAUGGCUAUACAGGGAGUAGAAAAUAACAUGGCUAUACAGGGAGUAGAAAAGAACAUGGAUAUACAGGGAGUAGAAAAUAACAUGGCUAUAUGCAGGGAGUAGAAAAUAACAUGGCUAUAUACAGGGAGUAGAAAAUAACAUGGCUAUAUACAGGGAGUAGAAAAUAACAUGGCUAUAUACAGGGAGUAGAAAAUAACAUGGCUAUACAGGGAGUAGAAAAUAACAUGGCUAUACAGGGAGUAGAAAAUAACAUGGCUAUAUGCAGGGAGUAGAAAAUAACAUGGCUAUACAGGGAGUAGAAAAUAACAUGGCUAUAUACAGGGAGUAGAAAAUAACAUGGCUAUACAGGGAGUAGAAAAUAACAUGGCUAUACAGGGAGUACCAGUACCAGUCGAUGUGCAGGGGUACGAGGUCAUUGAGGUAGCUACAGUAUGUACUGUACAUAUAGGUAGGGGUAAAGUGACUAGGCAACAGGAUAGAUCAUGUGGUGAAUAAUACAAACCUCCCUGAUGCAUGUUGUUUAGUCUACUUGUUUGUAUUUGUUUAGGGAUGUGAAUGUGAAGAUAUUCACCAAAGACCAUAAUAAGAUGUCAUUCUGUCACUAAAUGGACUCAAAUUAGGAGAAAGAGAGGGGCCCAAUUAUCCCUCAUAUUAGGAAGGAUUAGCAUACGACUGAAAAGGCAUUAGUUGGCUCUAGGCAGGGAGGAGGGAUGGAUAGUUAGGCUUCACAAGAGGAUAGUAAAAUCAUGGGCUGCAUUCAACAGCACUUAGCAUCCAAAGAGAUACUGCUGUUUGCCAGUCAUUAUAGUUGGCAAUGCUUUUAUGUAGGCCUAAUUGUAUUCUCUCUUGUCCUGUACAACAUAUUUCCAUGACAUUUGAUGUGUGUACUGUGUAGGUAGGCCCCUAGGCUAUCUCUUCUCAGGACAAACUUUAGCAGAACCGUUUAAUUGAUAAGAGAAAACCAUGAAAUCCCCUAACUCCCCACCAUCUUGAAUAACAGGAAUAAAAGUGGGGUCCACUGCAGUUGAUGUUGUGACAUUAGAUGCAACAGGGAAAGGAGGCUUUGGAGCCACUGCUAUGCAAGAAUGCUUCCACCCUGUCCCACUGCCAGCGGUAAACGUUCCCUCAUAACGACCCCAGCCCACGUACUUCUGCAGAGUCCCGGUGGGGUGAUAUUUACUGAUUUCCUCAGCAGCAACACACACACACUAAUGCUGAUGGAUCUGUUGAUUUCAGCAGGGCCAGGAGCUAGCCAGGGAGAGAGAGAGUGGGCGUCACAGCGACCUUCAGCUGUCAGUGUUAUAGUGCUGUAGGGAUUUUACUUAAUUUACCACUCUACACGUGAAGGUUUUAUAUUGUCGUCUUAAGACAUUAGACCAGACAUGUACCUCUGGGAUUUUAAUGUAUACCCUAGCUUUGUUAGCUGUUAAUUGGUAUUUCCAUUGGUUCACCUCAUCUAAUGAAUCUCUCAGUUCUGUUGGCUUUUCAUCUACACUGAACAAAAAUAUCAAUGCAACAUGUAAAGUGUUGGUCCCAUGUUUCAUGAGCUGAAAUAAAAGAUCCCAACAAUGUUCCAUACAAAGCUUAUUUCUCUAAAAUAUUGUGCUCCAAUUUGUUUACUUCCCUGUUAGUGAGCAUUUUUCCUUUGCCAAGAUAAUCCAUCCACCUGACAAGUGUGGCAUAUCAAGAAGCUGAUUAAACAGCAUGAUCAUUACACAGGUACACCUUGUGCUGGGGACAAUAAAAGGCCACUCAAAAAUUUGCAGUUUUGUCACACAACACAAUGCCACAGAUGUCUCAAGUUGUGAGGGAGCGUGCAAUUGGCAUGCUGACUGCAGGAAUGUCCACCAUUGCGGUUGCCAGAGAAUGGAACGUUAAUUUCUCUACCAUAAGCCACCUCCAACAUCGCUUUAGAGAAUUUGGCAGUACGUCCAACUGGCCUCAACCGCAGACGGUCGUAACCGACUUCAGAGGGCAAAUGCUCACCUUCGAUAGCCACUGGCACCAGUGGAGGCUGGUGACUUGAAAAAUUGAUGAGGAUGGGAGACCCACGGUAUAGGCGCAGAACGCAAGGAGACGUCAAAGUGUGUUUGAAAAAUCUUCAAAGACUAAUUAUUUUAACCUGAAGUAUUUAAUAAUGACAUUUUAUAUUACAAUAUUAUGGGGAAUGAGAAUGGGCUACUUACACCGUUUUGGGAAGGGAUCACAGCAGUGAUUGAAUGAGGGUAUGAGGCAUGUGUUGAGGUGUUCAGAGGCUUGACUUCAGGGUUUGACAAAAAACAAUAACACAACACACUAGUUAGUCCAAGCAAGGAGUAAAAUCGAUGUAUAAUAAUGUAAUUGUGUUUGUGUAUGUGAUUGACUCUACAUACAGUAAUGAGAGAAAAUUGAUAGGGGUACUCACAGUGCUUGGAGAGGAAACAUUCAAUGUGCUAGUGGAUGAGCGGGCACAUGAGACGUGGCUUCAGUUCAUGUCAGGACAGAGUUGACAAUGGUAGUAGAGUGGUCACCUCUUAAUCAGGGAACAGGAGAGGACUUAGCUGGAAAUACAAACAGCAGAUACAUUCCAUUACAGCUGCGCCAUCAUAGGAUUGAACAACAAGUUUCUCCAUGAAGUUAAACACAGACUGCGCAUCUCGCCCACUUGACACUUCAAAGUAGCCCAAGAAACAUUCCUGAAUAAAGCCCUGAUCAUCCACAUAACUGACAACUGCAAGCAGACUGGUGAUACCAUAGGUCCCAGAGUUCCAAUUUUUACCCCCUGGGGCCCAGAGUUUUCCUUAUCUGUUAACCUACCCAGGAAAACUCUGGACCCUAUAAGGUAUGACAGUGAUUAAUCAGUUGUUUUUACUAAUCAGGUCACAUGGUUUUUUUUUUAACUGGGGGGAAAACUCCUGGCCCUAUGGGGGGAUGCAAACCCUGUCAAACUGCAGCAACCUUAUACUUGUUCAUAUUAAUUAUAUUUAGACUAGAUUAGGAGGGGGAUUUCCUCUACCCAGACACAGAGACAACAACUGAUAGACAAUAGAACUCACAGGGCUGAGCUUGCUUUAUGCAUCAUGCAGUUCUAUGCAACUGUAGGCCUUAUAGAAAAUUAACUCACAUCUGUCAUCACUAUUAUGUUGAUUGAUUUAAUUCCAGUUAAUAAUGAAUAGGCAGCCUAGCCAGCCCAAUUUUGAAUAUAAACCAAAUUUGAUCACAUUCACAUUUUCUCCUGACACACAAAUGGACUAUAAAUACAUAACGUUACCAAUUAGUUACCUGACCAAAUGGACAGCGCACAUAGGCUGUCUGCAGCUGCUCUUAUUAGUAGCCUACAGUUGAUCAGACUGAAAUAUUGUCUCGUUUUCAUCCCAUACACAGUGGCGAUUUUAGCAUGUAAAUCUUGGUGGGACAAACAAACAAACAAAUGUUGGGGAUGCAUGCCAGCAAAGCCACUGCACAACACAACACAAAACAAUACAUUAAUUGCACUAUAACGGUGACAAACUGUACCCACAAACUGUUAGGGCCUACAUAAAGCUGUCCCAACAGCAGAGUCCCAACAGCAGUCCCAACACCUUACCACUGCUACACCUGGUUAUCAGCGGAGCCUUGUCUGGCAGCGAAACAUUCAGCCUCAUUUACUGCCUUUAAAAAAACAUAGCUGAUAUGGCUGACUUGCUUAAACAAAUGUGGUUGCUACUGACAAUUGAGAUGUACAACCUAUGGCAUAAGGGGAUGACGAGCAGAUAAGAGGCAAUCCAUGAUUUCGAUUAAGACAAAAAUGAGCGAGCUAGGACGGACGUAGUCAAUAUAACUAUUUGUUCAGCACUUUUGAAAUGUACAGCGACAGAAUUCAGAACAUGGUCCGUUCUUACAGUGUUCUCCCUGUACACCAAGUCAGAACCGUAGGAUAAAUAAAGGGGGCAUAUAAGCAGAAAAUGAAAGCUCUUAUAUUUGAUGAUUACAUUUCUCUAAAACAGAUUAUAGGCUGCAUGUGCACCACCAAAUCAGAACAGUAGGCAAAAUUAAGAGGGGAAAAUAGACCAAAUUAUUAGGGUAAGGCACAUGGGCUACUAACAGCUUACUACACAACAUACACUUAGUAUUACUUUCUUAGCUACAGUAUACAUAUCUCCCUGGCAUAUUACAUAAUUUAUGCAGCAGCAUAUAAUACAUUUUUGGAAUCACCUUGUUGUGCUGUGCUCACUUGAACAGGAAGGUGGUGCGGCAGUCCUUCAUGGGCAAAUUUUGUCAUCAAAGUCUGGCAUUCUCUGGAUUUAUGGUGCUUUCAAGACAACUGGGAACUCAGGAAAAAAACAAGGUCGAAUCAUGAUGACGUCAGUUUCCAACUUACAAUUCUGAGUUGGAUGACCGUUCAAAACGUAUUUUCACAGUCGGAGCACAUUUUUCCCGAGUUCCCAGUUGUCUUGAACUCAUUGAAGUCAGAUUUCCCAGUUCCGAGUUAACAGUUGUUUUGAACGCGGCAGAAAUCAUGCUGGAUUGACAGCAUGGCCAAUGUUGAAUUGAAAAAAACUUAAACCCAGAAUUGGGACCACACACCCACUCCACUGAAUAGCAGGCUAGUGAUUGCUUUGUAAUGCUUGCAGUUAGCCACUGAUUCCUUCCAAACCACUAUUUGUUGAAUUUGCGAUUUCCAACUUAUUGUGUAAUGUUUAUGUCCAAUGGCCGAUGAGCACCGAUAUGUUUUAUCUAUCAUUCCUCUUCAUAUGACAAGGAUUAAAAAGGAUUUGCCAGUAGAUUGUCGACUUGAUUCAUGAUGAUUACUGUUAGCUAAGAUUUUGAAAGUAUGACGUUGACAUGAUCAGUCCAAUCAAAGCUACUGUAGAUAUAACGUGAUUUGACGUCAUUUUAUCUGUGGCCAAUGACCUUGAGCCUUCUUGGAUGGGCACUUCUAAUGUAACUCUAUGGCAGCACCCCAGGGGCUUGAAUUUUCGAGCUCUACCCUUAGAUUUGGCAGUGACAGAACACUGAGCCAAUCACUGCGCAACUAGAGAACAUUAACAACCCCUAGGCUCUGUAUUUUCCGCAGGCUGCCCCACAACCACAGAAAGCACUGAGCUAGGCUGAAACACCUGCAUUUUGGAGCUGCCUUACUCAAGAAAGCAAAAAAGAGACCAUGUUUGUAUGCAGCUUCAUUAACUCAUGUUUUUUAUUUAUUUACAUUGUUUGCAAACUGAUGUGUGACAAGUAUUAAUGCCAAAAUAACAUGCAAAACAGGCUCUGCCCCACCUGCUCUGAAUGACGGGUCGCCACUGCCCAUACAGCAUGUCAGAUCUCUAAUGUUUAAGUGUAGCCUAGGCUGCUGCAACAUUUGUGUCUGUCCGGAGUGAUUAUGUGUUAUCAUCUUUGCUAAAUAAAUACAGGAGGAAAGUGGAAAGCCUACUUGAGCGCGCGUGAAAAAAAUGUGCUGCGUCAACCUCUCUCUUUAAACGGAUGAUGCGAUGGAAGCUAUCAAAUCAUUCUGAAUUUAUUUCGACAUCCCAGAAAAGACAGUGGAAAGUUCCAUAUGAUCAGCAAGUAAAGCAUCACAACGAGCAAUUACCACUGCAAGCUCCUUGUAGUUGCACUUGUUUGCGGAACUUUCCCUCUCGUCGUGUCCUCUAAAAGCCAAUUCUUGCAUGCCCAAAAACGCAGUGGUGUUGAUAAGCCGCUUGAGAACAUGCCUGUUUCUUCUUACAUUGUCGUUGUGUUGCGCAGUUUGAAUAGGCAGACCUUCGUCAUGAUCGAUGCGGCUUUUUCCCAGAAGCUUGAAUCUAAUGUGGGCAUUUAUAUGCUCCCUGCUUAUGUUUUGCCGUUUAGCUGAACAAUCGAUGUUCUUCAGGUUCUUUGUACCCCUAUUUCGCCCAAGGCUCAGACUUUCUAAAAAGCAGGCAAGGCCAGCAAUACAGGUGGCUUGAUGAAAGGCUCUCUGUUAACCAGCUAUACUUUUGAUACCAAUUGGUAUUGAACGCCCUCACCUUUUCAUCCUUCUUCAUGAAACUGAUCUCAGGCAGAGGUAGACCCUCGGUUUUAAUUCGCACCUUUUCCGUGUACCCCAGAGAAUGAAAGGGGUUCUUCAACAAAAAGUCAACUAAAUUUGUGGUAGUGUUGGCGGCGAAAACUGCACACUGGAGCUGGUAACUAGCUAGCUACUGCUAUUGAGGUUAGCAAGGCAAAUUGAAAUAAAUUUGACACAAAAAUAAAGUUAUAAAACCAAGAAAACAAUUUUAUAAUGUACCUCCCCCGUCUCCUGUAAUUUUAAGAAACUAAUUUGAAUGUAAUAAUCUAAAAAAAAUGCUCAACUAUCACUUUUCAAUCUCUAUCCAAUAAUGUCACCAAGUUUAUCUUCUUCUUCCAUGAGGUUUAAAGAGUGGUUGGCAUCCACCAAGCUUCUCAACACAGGUCACCCCCCCCCCAUAAUGCUCUGCCAACCCCAAUACAACACUCUAGGUUCAUUCUCUAAUCCUAAUCCUAUGAUUGGAUGGACAACAUGUCAAUUCAUAACGCAAAAGCUUUGAUUGGUUGGAGGUCGUCCUCCGGAAGUGGUCAUAAUUACCAUGUAGGUCUAUGGAAGGGGGUGAGGCCUACGAGCCUCCUAGGUUUUGUAUUGAAGUCAAUGUACCCAGAGGAGGACAGAAGCUAGCUGUCCUCAGGCUACACCAUGGUGCUACCCCAGAGAGUGCUGUUGAAGUUACUAUAGACCUUAAUUGCAAAACAGUGUGUGUUAAUCAAUUAUUUGGUGACAUAUUAAUAUAUUUAGUAUAGUUUUAUCUAAAAAGGAUAACUUUUUUAGUGUUUCACUAUUUUUAUGUUUAUGAAAUUUCACUGUGGAGGAUGGUCCUUCCCUUCCUCCUUUGAGGAGCCUCCACUGAUUGGCAUGCUGGAGAAGUGUGCUCUUCACAGAUGAAUCCUGGGUUCAACUGUACCGGGCAGAUGGCAGACAGCAUGUAUGGCUUUGUGUGGGCGAACGGUUUACUGAUGUCAACGCUGUGAACAGAGUGUCCCAUGGUGGUGGUGGGGUUAUGGUAUGGGCUAAGUAUAAGCUACGGACAACGAAAAAAUUAGCAUUUUAUCAAUGGCAAUUUGAAUGCACAGAGAUACCGUGACAAGAUCCUGAGGCCCAUUGACUUGCCAUUCAUCCGCCACCAUCACCUCAUGUUUCAGCAUGAUAAUGCACAGCCCCAUGUAUCAAGGAUCUGCACGCAAUUCCUGGAAGCUGAAAAUAUCCCAGUUCUUCCAUGGCCUGCAUACUCACCAUACAUGUCACUCAUUGAGCAUGUUUGGGAUGCUCUGGAUCGAUGUGUACAACAGCGUGUUCCAGUUCCCGCCAAUAUCCAGCAACUUUGCACAGCCAUUGAAGAGGAGUGGGACAACAUUCCACAGGCCAUAAUCAACAGCCUGAUCAACUCUAUGCGAAGGAGAUGAGUUGCACUGCAUGAGGCAAAUGGUGGUCACACCAGAUACUGACUGGUUUUCUGAUCCACGCCCCUACCUUUUUUUAAGGUAUCUGUGACCUAAUGAAUUUAUUUCAAUUGACUGAUUUCCUUAUAUGAACUAUAACUCUUUGAAAUUGUUGCAUGUUGCGUUUAUAUUUUUGUUCAGUGUAAUUAGGGACCAGAGAAUUAAAUAGAACACUAAUAAUAUAUACAGUGCUAUGAAAAAGUAUUUGCCCCCUUUCUAAUUUUCUCUACUUUUACAUAUUUGUGAUACUGAAUGUUAUCAGAUCUUCAACCAAAACCUAAUAUUAGAUCAAGGGAACAUAAGUGAACAAAUAACACAACAAUUACAUAUUUAUUUCAUUUAUUUCAUAAACAAAGUUAUGCAACACCCAAUUCCCCUGUGUGAAAAAGUAAUUGCCCCCUUACACUCAAUAACUGGUUGUGCCACCUUUAGCUGCAAUGACUCCAACCAAAUACUUCCUGUAGUUGUUGAUCAGUCUCUCACGUCGCUGUGGAGGAAUUUUGGCCCACUCUUCCAUGCAGAACAGCUUUAACUCAGUGACGUAUGGGUUUUCAAGCAUGAACUGCUCGUUUCAAGUCCUGCCACAACAUCUCAAUUGGGAUUAGGUCUGGACUUUGACUAGGCCAUUCCAAAACGUCCAAUUUGUUGCUUUUUAGCAAUUUUCAUGUAGACUUGAUUGUGUGUUUUGGAUCAUUGUCUUGCUGCAUGACCCAGCUGCGCUUCAGCUUCAGCUCACAGACGGAUGGUCUGACAUUCUCCUGUAGAAUUCUCUGAUACAGAGCAGAAUUCAUGGUUCCUUCCACUAAGGCAUGUCAUCCAGGUCCUGAGGCAGCAAAGCAUCCCCAAACCAUCACACCACCACCACCAUGCUUGACCUUUGGUAUGAUGUUCUUACUGUGGAAUGCAGUGUUUGGUUUUCGCCAGGCAUAAUGGGACCCAUCUCGUCCAAAAAGUUGACUCAAGUUUGCCAAAAAGCACCUGGAUGAUCAUCAAGACUCUUGGAAGAACGUUCUAUGGACAGAUGAUUCAAAAGUAUAACUUUUUGGACGACAUGGCUCCAGUAAUGCCUGGCAAAAACCAAACUCUGCAUUCCACAGUAAGAACAUCAUACCAAAGGUCAAGCAUGGUGGUGGUGGUGUGAUGGUUUGGGGAUGCUUUGCUGCCUCAGGACCUGGACGACUUGCCUUAAUAGAAGGAACCAUGAAUUCUGCUCUGUAUCAGAGAAUUCUACAGGAGAAUGUCAGACCAUCCGUCUGUGAGCUGAAGCUGAAGCGCACGUUACAAGUGCCAUGCUCUACCAAUUGAGCUACAGAGGACCACAAUGUUGUGGCAGGACUUGAAACGAGCAGUUCAUGCUUGAAAACCCACACAUCACUGAGUUAAAGCAGUUCUGCAUGGAAGAGUGGGCCAAAAUUCCUCCACAGCGACGUGAGAGACUGAUCAACAACUACAGGAAUCAUUUGCUUGGAGUCAUUGCAGCUAAAGGUGGCACAACCAGUUAUUGAGUGUAAGGGGGCAAUUACUUCUUCACACAGGGGAAUUGGGUGUUUCAUAACUUUGUUUAUGAAAUAAAUGAAAUAAAUAUGUAAUUAUUGGGUUAUUUGUUCACUUAUGUUUCCUUUAUCUAAUAUUAGGUUUUGGUUGAAGAUCUGAUAACAUACAGUAUCACAAAUAUGCAAAAGUAGAGAAAAUUAGAAAGGGGGCAAAUACUUUUUCAUAGCACUGUAUGUAUCUCUAUGUUUUGGAUGUUUUCCUUACUGGAAAAACAUUAUUCCUGUCUGUUCUCUUUGAGUCUGUCUGUCCUGUCAUGAUGUCCAGGAAUCACCAGGGGGUCCAUUGGUACAACAUCUUGUCUCUAAAGUCCAAAGUUAUAAAAUGGCACUUGUUCUGUUAUGAUUGGCUGUCCUUGGUCUGUCUGGGUGUGGCAGUCAGUCAUUACAGUAAGAGUGACUGCUCUAGCAAUUCUGUCUGGACUUUGGCAGCCUAACCGGUACUCCCUAUUCCUGGUACAACCCUCCCCCCAAAUUACACCCUAGCCCAUGUACAGUGUUUAUUGUCACGUCGCCGUGUAAGCCUUAAGGCAGCUGCUUUAGUGUGAUUACAGCUCUGGGUGGACUGAUAUCCUAUUUCAGCGUUUUAGCUGCAGGACCGAGGCAAGCGUUAGCUAUGUGUUGGCGGUUUAACAGAAUGUCAAUUUUGAUUUCAGGCUGUUGGGGCCCAAGGCUGCGUGGCGUAACGUUAGCUUGUUUAGGUCUCACAGCGUUACCGGAGCAUAAUGUCAUGACACACAAGUGGUGGUGUAGUAUUUGAACAGCGUGUGUGUGUGUGUGUGUCCCACCUCUUAAUUCUGCUUCACACUCCCCGAGCGUGGCGACUGCCGAUCGGAGGCUGAAUCUCAAUCAGGAUCCUGGCUGCAUUUACAUAUUUAUUAGUCCCUAAAGAGUAUUUUAGCAUGCAAGUGCAAGACUCAAAGUGACACCUUGUCUGUCAGUGUUUUUGUGCAGUAAGAUGGAUGGGACACCCCACCACCACCUUCAUUUACCUCAGUAGUUAAGAAAGAAGGAAGGAAAGGGACCAUUGCCCAUUUUAACCACAUUUAGCCUAGUUUUUAGAAGCAUUUCCCCAUCUUAUUAGGCUAGUUCAUCUAGUGAAUCUAUUAGACUAUCACUAGGGGACAAGGCACAGCUAAAACACACAGUUUUGAGUUGAGUAUAAUAUGAACUGAUGGCUCAGACACCAACAAUGAGUUCAUAACAAGAUGUCCUCUCCUCACCUGCCUCUGGGCCAGACCAUUCACAUCACGUUAAUGUUAAGUCCCUGUGAUGUUUCAGCAACGCUAUCGCAUCAGGUGGCACUAACGGCCAUGCAGGGCCAGGACAGCCAGUUAAAUCCAGUGGAGGUGUAGGGCCGUGUAGGGCUAGGAUGCUGCUGGUUGACCAAGGCCAGCAAAGCAAAGCACCAACUGUGACUCUACUAAUUGAGUCAUGUCCGUGCGCCUCGCCUCCUUUGUAGCGUGAAAUGAACAGUGACCUACACCGCACCCACGUGCUCACAGGAGCCUUUGAAGCCCAGGGGGACAGGCGAGCCCCCUAGCACCCCCCACCCUUGCCUGAGGGGCUCCCGAAGGCCAAAGCACAGCGGCCCACCGGCCUGGUCGUCUGUCCCGGGCUCCUGGCAUCUGCUCCUAUCCGUCUGACAAACUUAGACAAAUUAGCCUACAGACCCACAGCCGCCUUUGGCCACCCUCGAUUGACAGAGGAGAACAGGGAGUAGGUUGGGUCAGAGCCUAUUGAGCCUGUUGUGUUUUUAAAGGGGAGUGAAACAGCAGGUAGGCUACAUAACAGUAUAGUAGAAGAUACAUUGAACUGAACUCCAGUCAUAUUUUACAUUUGUUGGUCAGUUGAUUAUCAGUUAUUAUCAUUGAUUGGUCAAUGAUUACACCCACCUGUUAACCCUGGUAUAACUACAUUUCUGAUAAGGAUAAGGACAAAAACAAGUAUAUGUUGAGGCCCUCAAGGACCAGAGUUGUGCUCCAAUGACAACGAGUGUAUGCUGGAGCACUACAGAUAAGUAAAGUGGCUCCUAUAUGUCUCACAGACAAUUCUAUUUGCGUGCCAUGCUAUUUGACUUCAGCAAUGCUCCUGGGCCACUGGUAGGUGGAGACACAUCUGCCCGUCUACACCAUACGUGCAGCCACAGCACAAGUCAAAAUCCACCAUAACCACUGAACAGGAAGCUGAGAGAUGAGAUGCAAAAAGGAGGAAUGGAAAGGAAAAGAGAUAAAGAAAGGAGUGUGUGAAAGAAACGGAUGAAGGGAGGAAGGGCAGAGAGAGGGUGUGCCCCAGAUAAGUGAGUUUCUCCUGGUUCUCUGUGUUUGCACAGCGUUCUGGGUAACAAUGCUGUUUCUUCCUGCUGGCCUCACAGGAAGCACUUUCAAAGCUAACCGUGCUAGCUGCUAUCACAAACCAAAAUAUCAUCGCUCACGUUCAGACCUGAACAUCUGUGUUUGGCUCCGAUAAAUAACGUGUCAAAAGCUAUCAGAUUUGUGGCCCUCAAAUGGUGGGAGUUGCAUAGUAGCCUAAUUCAUUUAGUGAAAACGCUGGCUAAGCAAGCUGACCCAGAAUAGGCUAGACAGUUAGAAGCUUGCCCCUGCUCUUAGUAAUGUGUUGCAUACGUUGAUAAUACGUUGAUAAUACGUUGAGAAUUCUAGACUACGGUUUGAAGAUGUGUCUUUAAUGACGGGAGAAUUAAUGUACUAUGCAGUGUAUUAGCCAAGAGCACACUGCUGAGGGCUGACUGUUGAAUGGAGGCCAGUGUUAUUGAUCAAAUGAGCAGAUAAUACGAUGAAAUUGUUGCAGAGACAUUCUGUAAGUGGUAAUAGCAUAGGUGGCUGGCAGCGUAGCCCAUUGGAAGGGCCUGCCCCGCCCCCACUCCCCCUCGUCCAUUUACAAUCAGAUAAUCGCUGUUCUUUUGUCUGCCCUCUGAAUCUUUCUAAGGCAGUUAGCUUCUACUUGUAACCUCUUCCAGUAGGCUAUAUUUAUUAGUAGGCUACAUUUAUUUGGCCUUACUUGUUAUAUUGAACAUGUUGUUCAAUAUAACAAGUAAGGCCUAAUAAAUGUAGUUCUAGCCUAUGUGUUUAGCAGUGGCGUAAAAAUUAUUUAAAGUACUACUUAAGUCGUUUUUUGGGGUAUCUGUACUUUACUUUACUAUUUAUAUUUUUGGCAACUUUUACUUUUACUUCAUUACAUUCUUAAAGAUAAUAAUGUACUUUUUUUAAUCCAUACAUUUAGCUUGAAACGCAAAAGUAGUCGUUACAUUUUGAAUGCUUAGCAGGACAGAAAAAAUGUAAUUCACACACUUAUCAAGAGAACAUACCUGGUCAUCCCUACUGCCUCUGAUCUGGCGGACUCACUAAAUACAAAUGCUUAGUUUGUAAAGAUGUCUGGCUAUCCGUAAAAUGGUGCCGUCUGGUUUGCUUAAUAUAAGGAAUUUGAAAUGAUUUCUACUUUUACUUUUGAUACUUAAGUAUAUUUAAAAACAAAUACUUUUAGACUUUUACUCAAGUAGUAUUUUACUGGGUGACUUUUGCUUUUACUUUAGUCAUUUUCAAUUAAGGUAUCUUUACUUUUACUGAAGUAUGACAAUUGGGUACUUUUUCCAGCCGUAUAUCAAAUGGUGUUUUCUGCAGAUGAUCCUGUUGCUGAAUAUAUGUUGUGUUUGUUCCAGCCCAUAAGGACAGCAGCAGCGGCAGUGUGGUGAAGCAGGGCUCCCUGGAGCAUCGUGAGGGUCAGAAGGGUCGUUGGAGCAUCUGCCACCUAGAGCUGACCCCCUGUGAGUUGCGUCUCUACAGCCUGGACAGCAGUGGUAACCGCCAGCUCUGCACCGCCUACUCCCUGUCCCACUGCCAGGGGGUCAGCCAGCCCCAGCCACCCCAUGACGGACGAGUCCUCCAGGCCCUCUUCUUCAACAGGUAAAGGUAGAGAACCAUGGUGCUCAACUCUUAGGAGACCUAUUGCCAGGUCUCCUUCCUAAAAUAGGUUUUCUGACCUCAACGGAACUUCCUGGAUAAAUAAAGGUUAAAUAAAAUAAAUCAAAUAUUGUUGGAGCCAACAGUCAAUCACAUAAACAUGAAAAAAGGGCCUGCACCCACUUGAAUAUAAGUUGCAAUUGAAGUUCUUUCUCUCAUAGCAAUAUGUUUUAAUAGACCACUCACUGACCUCAUCUUCAACAGCUCCACCCGCCUGCAGUUACGUGCCGCCUGCCAGUGGGAGGCGCUAGACUGGAGGAGGCUGAUCUGGGAGAGAGUAUUGGCUGCCCGGCCCGCCCACAAACAAGCAGAGCCGCCUCCAGCCUUAUCCCCGUCAUCAUCCAUCUCCUCUGGAGGUCUCGACACCAGACCAGACCCAAGUGGUCCUGCUGAGGCUGCCCCGGCCCCUCGUACCUCGCAUCUCCCCCCAGCCCGGCCCACGGCCCUGCCCCUGUUCACCAAGCGCUGUGCUGAUGUCCUCAAGGCGGGUCUGCUCCACCAGCGGACUGACCUCAACAACUGGAGGGCCUUCACCUUCGUGCUGAGUCGUUCCACGCUGCAGGCCUUCCCAACCGAGGGCCGGGGGCCCGUGUCAGAGCCUGUCCUCCGCUACCCGCUGGCCUCCUGCCUGGUCGUGCAGAGGGACGAGGCCGAAGGGGCCAGCUCCGCCCAUUUCCAGGCAGUCUUCCCCAGAGAGGUCCUCCGUCUACGGGCUGAGAGCCAACUCAAGGCCCAUGACUGGGUGGAGGCCCUACGUACAGCCGUGGGGGCCCAGAGGCCCCAGGGGGAGGAGGGUCAGGGCUCCAGCCAGGCCCAGCCGGGUGCAGUGUCGAUGGGGACGGGGGUGCUGCUGAGGACGAAGCCCUCCAGGGAGAGGAGGCAGAGGGACGCCCAGAGGGCCAAGAGACAGUCAGUCACCACCAGCUUCCUCAGUAUCCUCACCUGCCUGGCUGUGGAGAAGGGCCUGACCACCCAGAGCUUCAGGUGUGCAGGUAGAGACCUCCACCUGUUACCACACACACACACACACACACACACACACACACACACACACACACACACACACACACACACACAUACACAUACAGACACACACACACACACACACACACACAGUCAGUCUGGGUUAAGUGCCUUGAGCAAGGCACUUACCCCUAAUUGCUCAAGGGUCGCCAUUGAUAAUGGCCGACCCUGGCCAUGACCCCACUCUCUGAGGGUGUCUCAGGGGGAGUUGGGAAUGCUAAAAACACGUUUCCAAUUCACACCUGCAUGUUAAUACACACUUGCACACAUGUAAAAUAUAAGCACACAGAAAAGUAUUACUACACACACACUAAAGUGACACAUUCUUCACUAAAGUUCCAAAAAUAUCAUGUCAUAUCUCUACUCUUUAUGGAAAGAUUUUUACAACAUAAUCCAUCAAAACCGUGGCUUUGUAUUGACUCAAGAAGUAACCACUGUCAUUAGUAAAACAUCUAUUAAUAUUACUACUGAAAGAGACAGCAUAGGUUAGUAGUGCUCUGCAAACAUGUCCUGAGGUUUGCAUACAUUACACAAUCUCAAUGUGUUAAUGAGUGUGUUCAAGACGUCUACUUGUCAACUGGGUGCAUACUUCCGUGACGGUAUCUAGCUAAUGACUGUCAGAUGGUGCAAUAUACAGUGAAGGAAUUAAGUAUUUGAUCCCCUGCUGAUUUUGUACGUUUUCCCACUGACAAAGACAUGAUCAGUCUAUAAUUUUAAUGGUAGGUUUAUUUGAACAGUGAGAGACAGAAUAACAACAACAAAAUCCAGAAAAACGCAUGUCAAAAAUGUUAUAAAUUGAUUUGCAUUUUAAUGAGGGAAAUAAGUAUUUGACCCCCUCUCAAUCAGAAAGAUUUCUGGCUCCCAGGUGUCUUUUAUACAGGUAACGAGCUGAGAUUAUGAGCACACUCUUAAAGGGAGUGCUCCUAAUCUCAGUUUGUUACCUGUAUAAAAGACACCUGUCCACAGAAGCAAUCAAUCAAUCAGAUUCCAAACUCUCCACCAUGGCCAAGACCAAAGAGCUCUCCAAGGAUGUCAGGGACAAGAUUGUAGGCCUACACAAGGCUGGAAUGGGCUACAAGACCAUCGCCAAGCAGCUUGGUCAGAAGGUGACAACAGUUGGUGUGAUUAUUCGCAAAUGGAAGAAGCACAAAAUAACUGUCAAUCUCCCUCUGCCUGGGGCUCCAUGCAAGAUCUCACCUCGUGGAGUUGCAAUGAUCAUGAGAACGGUGAGGAAUCAGCCCAGAACUACACGGGAGGAUCUUGUCAAUGAUCUCAAGGCAGCUGGGACCAUAGUCACCAAGAAAACAAUUGGUAACACACUACGCAGUGAAGGACUGAAAUCCUGCAGCGCCCGCAAGGUCCCCCUGCUCAAGAAAGCACAUACACAGGCCCGUCUGAAGUUUGCCAAUGAACAUCUGAAUGAUUCAGAGGAGAUCUGGGUGAAAGUGUUGUGGUCAGAUGAGACCAAAAUCGAGCUCUUUGGCAUCAACUCAACUCGCCAUGUUUGGAGGAGGAGGAAUGCUGCCUAUGACCCCAAGAACACCAUCCCCACCGUCAAACAUGGAGGUGGAAACUUUAUAAUUUGGGGGUGUUUUUCUGCUAAGGGGACAGGACAACUUCACUGCAUCAAAGGGACGAUGGACGGGGCCAUGUCCCGUCAAAUCUUGGGUGAGAACCUCCUUCCCUCCGCCAGGGCAUUGAAAAUGGGUCGUGGAUGGAUAUUCCAGCAUGACAAUGACCCAAAACACACGGCCAAGGCAACAAAGGAGUGGCUCAAGAAGAAGCACAUUAAGGUCCUGGAGUGGCCUAGCCAGUCUCCAGACCUUAAUCCCAUAGAAAAUCUGUGGAGGGAGCUGAAGGUUCGAGUUGCCAAACGUCAGCUUCGAAACCUUAAUGACUUGGAGAACAUCUGCAAAGAGGAGUGGGACAAAAUCCCUCCUGAGAUGUGUGUAAACCUGGUGGCCAACUACAUGAAACGUCUGACCUCUGUGAUUGCCAACAAGGGUUUUGCCACCAAGUACUAAGUCAUGUUUUGCAGAGGGGUCAAAUACUUAUUUCCCUCAUUAAAUUGCAAAUCAAUUUAUAACAUUUUUGACAUGCGUUUUUCAGGAUUUUUUUGUUGUUAUUCUGUCUCUCACUGUUCAAAUAAACCUACCAUUAAAAUUAUAGACUGAUCAUGUCUUUGUCAGUGGGCAAACGUACAAAAUCAGCAGGGGAUCAAAUACCUAAUUCCCUCACUGUAGGCCUUGUAUCUCUCAUUCCAAUCUACAGUGCCUUCAGAAAGUAUUCACACACCUUGACUUUUUCCACAUUUUGUUGGUUUUUAGUCACUGGCCUACACACAAUACCCCGUAAUGUCAAAGUGGAAUUAUGAUUUUCGAAUUUUUACAAAUUCAUAAAAAAAUGCUGAAAUGUCUUGAGUCAGUAAGUAUUCAACCCCUUUGUUUUGGCAAGCCUAAAUAAGUUCAGAAGUAAAAAUGUGCUUAACAAGUCACAUAAUAAGUUCCAUGGACUCACUCUGUGUGCAAUAAUAGUGUUUAACAUUCUUUUUUUAUUACUACCUCAUCUCUGUCCCCCACACAUACAAUUAUCUGUAAGGUCCCUCAGUUGAGAAGUGGAUUUCAAACACAGAUUCAACCACAAAGACCAGGGAGUUUUUCCAAUGCCUUGUAAAGAAGGGCACCUAUUGGUAGAUGGGUAAAAAAAAGAAAAGCAGACAUUGAAUAUCCCUUUGAGCAUGAUGAAGUUAUUAAUUACACUUUGGAUGGUGUAUCAAUAUAUCCAGUCACUGCCCCUUUCCCUCAAACUAAACAAACACAAACAGACAGACAAACAGCAACCCUCCAAUGGAACACUUGGUAGACCAUCAGAUUUUUGGGGGUCUGUAAUUUUAUGAGUUCACCUCACCUCAACCCAAACAAACACACACCCCUAUUUUGUUUCUCUUUAUUUUCCACUGCAUGACAACAUGGCAUUACCCAGAGUCCUGUGCGGUGGCGUUGCCUUUGUUGGCAAGGCAGCUUUGUUGUGGUUGGCUUCAAAAGGGCGGCUGGGAGACGGCUGGGGAUCAAGGUGUCUGGGGAUCUCACCCACCACCACCAGUCCUUUGAGCUUAGACCAGUCACCUGUUACACCACUGGGGGUCACAGACCCCCCUCCCCAAAUAACCACCUUUCUCACACACACACACUGGCUGGCUGGCUGGCUGGCUGACUGACUAACUGUAGCAGCUUUUUUUUGUAUUUACUAGGCUUAUGACCUGUAUGUUUGUAGGAGUUAUAGAGAGGUAGCUACAGUUCAUAAUUCCCCCUAGAGAUGUCUCCACCACUAUAUCAGUUUCAUUCCCUCAGCCUCAGUGUACCCUAACUGAUAUCUCACUACCAGAUAGCCCUCUCUUCUGUCUGACAGCUCAGUAAAUGGUGCUAUGGCGGCUCUGUGUUUGGUCUUUCUGGGUGUGAAAUCAGUGCUCACUAAAAGGGGAUGAAUGAGGUGCUUUCCUCCUCUUCUGUAACCAGUGCUCUAUUAAUGCAUGCCAUCUGAAAGGCCCACUGAACAAGGGGAGCGGGCACCUGACGAUAAUUGGCCGGCAUAAAGCGGAGGAAAGAAUUCAUUUUUUAUAAUCAAAGACAGGCGCCCAGGAAGCCGGGAUGCUAUCGUCAAUGCGGAAGCUAAUUGUUUGAUACAGGGGCUCUUUUCGCUCUGGCUGCAGACCUGUUUGAAUGAGAGACAAGCAAAGAAUAACAGCUGGAUACAGCUUGUUCCAUGCUCUGUUCACAAAACCCUUUUAUUAUGCGCUCUCUUUCUCUCCCUAUUUCUCCUUUCUCUCUUUCUCGUUCAUUCAGACUCACGCAGUCUCUCAUGCUGUCACUGUGUUCACUGAACUCUACUCUUUCCCUCUCUCUUUCUCUCUGGCUCAUUCUCACCCUCUGUCCCCCCUCUAUCUCCCUCUCUCGCUCUCUCUCUUUUUCCUGUCUCUAUCUCUUCCCGCCCUCCCCAAUCCCCUUGCCUGGCUCCUUGGUAGAGUGCCAGUUUCCUUUUGACUGCUUGUUCUUGUCAGUCACUUAGCUUUGGAUGGAGAGUCAGGAGCCAGCCUGUUGUAUUACAGUUUAAUGGCUUUUCCCUAAACAAAUAUCCCUGGCCUCUGUUAGGGGGAUUAGGGGACGUGCGGUGAGGAGGGGUGAGGACAACAGGCAAAUAGAGGGAAAGUGGGAGAAAGAGAGGAGAGUGGGAAAGUUACCAUUGUGGGGUCUGAUAGAGAGCACAAUGUCCAGGGAGUGUAGGGGGGGGGGGGGGUUCAGGGGUCCCCAUUACUGUAGCGUUUGCCCCUCUGUCUAUUUGGGGGCUGUGAUUGAGCACCCUGUGCCUCUUCUGUCCCCCAUUGCCCCACCGGCCGACACCCUCUGGCCCCAAUUUGUUAGCCCACAUAAAGGAUAGAUGAUGGAUGGUGGAUUGGCCCCGCCUCAUCCUGUGCCUGUGUGUGUGAUUCUGGGGGGGAGGGGCUCUGGGGGGAAGGUUGAGGGAGCAUGUGCACCCUCUUUUCAACUGGGCUCUGGUGUCUACUAAUUACCCAUCAGGCCUCAGCAACUUAGUGGCCUAGGAAUGUGUAAAGAGGCCAGAGCACAAUAGACCAAAAAAAAUGCUACAAAACAACCAAAAACAAUCCUUGAGUUGAAUCUCCCUGCCUUCAUUCCCACUGCCUUGCCCUGUCCUUCCAUGUGCUAGCCAAAUCAAUCAAAUGUAUUUAGAAAGCCCUUUUUACAUAAGCAGAUGUCACAAAGUGCUAUACAGAAACACAGCCUAAAACCCCAAACAGCAAGCAAUGCAGAUGAAGAAGCACGGUGGCCAGGAAAAACUCCCUAGAAAGGCAGCAACCUAGGAAGAAACCUAGAGAGGAACCAGGCUCUGAGGGGUGGCCAGUCCUCUUCUGGCUGUGAGUACAUGGCAUUAAGGACAGAUUGGGGAGGAGAAGCUGACUCAAAUCUCAUGUGCUGUACCAUUUCUUUCUCGGCUAUUCUUUUGACUGGAGAGCGAAGUCAAAAUAUCCUUGUUAGAACAGCGGCCUGUAAUGAGGACUUUUGGCAUGGCGUCUUAAAGCUUCAGAUGAAGGGUCUUAAUUUCAUCACCCUGUUAUUGCAGGAAACUUGUAGUGUAUUCUAGGUUUAAAAAAGCUUCUAGAGUUUGUAAUUUCCACAUUAAAAUGUUAGACUUCAUUUGCCUUAACUAAAAAUAUAUCAACCCCUACAAAAAUAUCUGUUCAUUAUAAUCCACACAAUAAUUUACAUUUUCACAUUAUGUUCCUGCUGUGAGAAAUGGGUCAAAUUAAGAUCUUACAUCUGUACUCACAUCAACCAGAAACAAAAUUUCAAAAACAUUUCUGGGCAUGGCUAAACACACACAUUUUUAAUCAGUUCUUGAUGAAUAUUGAACUGAAGACCUACAGUGAGGGAAAAAAGUAUUUGAUCCCCUGCUGAUUUUGUACGUUUGCCCACUGACAGAGAAAUGAUCAGUCUAUAAUUUUAAUGGUAGGUUUAUUUGAACAGUGAGAGACAGAAUAACAACAAAAAAAUCCAGAAAAACGCAUGUCAGAAAUGUUAUAAAUUGAUUUGCAUUUUAAUGAGGGAAAUAAGUAUUUGACCCCACUCUAGGACCUUGAUCUUUUUGGUACAAGGCAGGCUUAAAGUAUCUGUCCAGUGAACAUCUCACUUUUAAAAGUUCAUAUUCUGUUUACUCAUUCCCAAAUAAUGUUGUUGACUCGUCCUAUACUCCUAUUUGUGACCAUUUAAAAAAAAUACUUACUAUUUCCUCAUAGACCAUGUUGUCAUUUCCCUGAGGAGGAGGAGCUGGCCAAUCAGCGGUCUAGAGGACAAUGAGCUGGCCAAUCAGCGGUCUACUUGCAUGAACACCAGUCCAACACAGAAAAGCAGAUUUUUAACAUACUUGAUUACCAUUUUUUUUAAAUACAGUGGGGGAAAAAAGUAUUUAGUCAGCCACCAAUUGUGCAAGUUCUCCCACUUAAAAAGAUGAGAGAGGCCUGUAAUUUUCAUCAUACGUACACGUCAACUAUGACAGACAAAAUUAGAAAAAAAAUCCAGAAAAUCACAUUGUAGGAUUUGUAAUGAAUUUAUUUGCAAAUUAUGGUGGAAAGUAAGUAUUUGGUCAAUAACAAAAGUUUCUCAAUACUUUGUUAUAUACCCUUUGUUGGCAAUGACACAGGUCAAACGUUUUCAGUAAGUCUUCACAAGGUUUUCACACACUGUUGCUGGUAUUUUGGCCCAUUCCUCCAUGCAGAUCUCCUCUAGAGCAGUGAUGUUUUGGGGCUGUCGCUGGGCAACACGGACUUUCAACUCCCUCCAAAGAUUUUCUAUGGGGUUGAGAUCUGGAGACUGGCUAGGCCACUCCAGGACCUUGAAAUGCUUCUUACGAAGCCACUCCUUCGUUGCCCGGGCGGUGUGUUUGGGAUCAUUGUCAUGCUGAAAGACCCAGCCACGUUUCAUCUUCAAUGCCCUUGCUGAUGGAAGGAGGUUUUCACUCAAAAUCUCACGAUACAUGGCCCCAUUCAUUCUUUCCUUUACAUAGAUCAGUCGUCCUGGUCCCUUUGCAGAAAAACAGCCCCAAAGCAUAAUGUUUCCACCCCCAUGCUUCACAGUAGGUAUGGUGUUCUUUGGAUGCAACUCAGCAUUCUUUGUCCUCCAAACACGACGAGUUGAGUUUUUACCAACAAGUUAUAUUUUGGUUUCAUCUGACCAUAUGACAUUCUCCCAAUCCUCUUCUGGAUCAUCCAAAUGCACUCUAGCAAACUUCAGACGGGCCUGGACAUGUACUGGCUUAAGCAGGGGGACACGUCUGGCACUGCAGGAUUUGAGUCCCUGGCGGCGUAGUGUGUUACUGAUGGUAGGCUUUGUUACUUUGGUCCCAGCUCUCUGCAGGUUAUUCACUAGGUCCCCCCGUGUGGUUCUUGGAUUUUUGCUCACCGUUCUUGUGAUCAUUUUGACCCCACGGGGUGAGAUCUUGCGUGGAGCCCCAGAUCGAGGGAGAUUAUCAGUGGUCUUGUAUGUCUUCCAUUUCCUAAUAAUUGCUCCCACAGUAGAUUUCUUCAAACCAAGCUGCUUACCUAUUGCAGAUUCAGUCUUCCCAGCCUGGUGCAGGUCUACAAUUCUGUUUCUGGUGUCCUUUGACAGCUCUUUGGUCUUGGCCAUAGUGGAGUUUGGAGUGUGACUGUUUGAGGUUGUGGACAGGUGUCUUUUAUACUGAUAACAAGUUCAAACAGGUGCCAUUAAUACAGGUAACGAGUGGAGGACAGAGGAGCCUCUUAAAGAAGAAGUUACAGGUCUGUGAGAGCCAGAAAUCUUGCUUGUUUGUAGGUGACCAAAUACUUAUUUUCCACCAUAAUUUACAAAUAAAUUCAUAAAAAAUCAUUCAAUGUGAUUUUUGGGAUUUUUUUCCUCAAUUUGUCUGUCAUAGUUGACGUGUACCUAUGAUGAAAAUUACAGGCCUCUCUCAUCUUUUUAAGUGGGAAAACUUGUACAAUUGGUGGCUGACUAAAUACUUUUUUUCCCCACUGUACUAUUUCACUCAUUGUUAGUAAUUCUAGGUAAUAUUUAAUAGAAAUCUGGAAUCACUGGGCAGUUACUUUUGCUUACCAGUCAUGCAGGCCAGGACCCUACCAUGAAAGGCCAGUGCCCCUCCACCCACGUGUUGUCUUUGUCAUAUUAUUUCAUAAGAAUUGCGCCACAUGCAUAUGUGGCAAGUGAUUGUUCACAUCAAACCCAUACUGAAACAGCAUUUAAUAAGCAAUAUUUAUUCAGCUAAUUGCACAUGGGGAAACACAGGGUUGUUUUUUUGUUGCCGAUGUUCGUUUGAAGCCUGAUUACCCCCCAACACCACCUCUACCCCUCUAUAGGGGGCUGAAUGUACCCCCAGGUUCCUCUCAAAGUUUGCUUGACCCCGGUCAUUUAGCCUGUGUGGAUUCACAGGGUCCUCAGAGGAGAGGGCUUUGUAGGGACAAGGAGGACUGCAGUAUGCAGAGGGACAACCAGGGAGAGGUUGGGAAAGGAGAGAGGCUUUGGGGUUGGGUGGGAAUCUGUAUGUGGAAGGGGGUGUUAGGGGAAGAGGUGGGCGUUCACAUCAAAAGAUGGGCAGCGCAUCCCCCACCCUUCCCACACACACAAGCACUCUCACUCUCCCUCACACACAAGUGUUCGUCUGCCUGAAUGAGAUACAUCAAAGCAGAGGCCUCUUGUCUUUGCCCCCUGUGCAUGCAGACACACACACACACAGACACACACUGGUCAAUGUCCCCUCAGCAGUGCGGUGGUGUAAACCGUCGGACAGUUGAAAGCGUGGCUGAGUAGGAGCCCCUCUCUGGGGACGACAGAACAGAAUGACCCUCUCUAGCUGUGGGACUGGGACCUGAGGGGCUACAGCUUCAUCAUAGCAGCAGGUAGACCUGGGGUGCCUCAGUAUUACAACAGUGGAAUUCUCUCUCGUUCCAUCUCCUCCCAUCACCUCUCCUCCCCUCAGUGUCAGCCAUUUUGAGGCGACACUGGAGGUUUUGGGGAAUCCCUACGGUGGCCUCUCAAGUGGGAGCAUGAGAUGGUGGGUCCAUGGUUUUAUUCCUCUUCUUUCCCACACUGGUGUGCAUAGGCUAUCCUAGAGGGCAUGUUGUUCCCAUGAGCACCACUGCUCUGUCCCUCUGCCCUCUACCCUAGAAGUCUACUAGAAUGUGCCUAGCUGUGUUAGUGAGCUGUGGCUUUGGGGAGGACAUAGCCAUGAAGUAUGGCAUCCCGAGUGGCGCAGUGGUCUAAGGCACUGCAUUGCAGUGAUAGCUGUGCCACUAGAGAUCCUGGUUCGAAUCCAGGCUCUGUCGUAGCCGGCCGCGACCGGGAGACCCAUGGGGCGGCGCACAAUUGGCCCAGCGUCGUCCAGGGUAGGGCAGGGAAUGGCCGGCAGGGAUGUAGCUCAGUUGGUAGAGCAUGGCGCUUGCAACACCAGGGUUGUUGGUUCGAUUCCCAUCGGAGACCAGUACGGAAGUCGCUCUGGAUAAGCGCAUCUGCUAUAUGACUAAAAUGUCAAAUGUUAAAAUGUAGAUCGAUAUGCGUUUUAUGAUUGUUUUUUUUGUGUGAGUUUUUCUUUUUUCUUUUUUUACUGACAGUGACAGCAGACCCAGCGGCCGGGCCGGCUGUGGUUCGCUAGUGGCCAGCUCCUUCCCAGCAGUUACAGAGCAUUUGGCCGCUGGCACUGACCAUCCUCUCCUCUCUGCUGGACGUUGUCCAUGGAGGCCUUAGCAUCCAUCACACACUCACUAAAAUAAGCCACAUCAUCCACAUCAUUAGUAUAGGAUCUGCAUCGCCAAGGCACCAUCCAACACAACAAGUUACCGUCCAGAUUUAGACAUGCUGGAUCCUAGUUCAUAGAUUCUAGCCUAUACAGAAGCCAAGGUGUAGUUGUGUAAACGACAAUGUUAGUGAAUGCUGUCAAUAAUUUCCGAGGACACUUGGAGGAACCCUUUUCAGAAAACCCCAAUGGCUAAAUCCAGCCCUAGUGAGUUGAGUUGAUGGGCAUCAGAGCAGCAGCAGGCUGGUUUGUUUUCUGGGGGAGUGGAUGGGAUGUGUGUAUGUAUUUAUGGAGCGGAGUGGUUAGUGUGGGUUUGUGCUGCGCUCCUACACUGAUUACAGGGCAGCCCCGACACACAACACCCCGCCGCGUGGUCUGUGGUACACGCCGCACUGCAGCCUCCAGGACCAGAGCAUGUGUGUGUGUGUGUAAGCUCAGGGUUGGAUGGUAAAGAGGGGACUAGAGUUGAGGGGGGAAGACACCAACUCUCUUUUUAUAGCUUGGGGUCCCUGCCCCAAAAACCUCAAGUUGACAUUAGCUCCAGUGUGCCUGAUGGCGGCUGAAUGAUGCGUGGCUAGCGCCUAACCUCAGCCAGAGUGUUUAUGCCAUAUUGCUUUGGGUUUAGGAAGGCAUAAGGAGGAGAUGGUCUCUCUCUCCAAGAGAAACAGGGGCACAGCACAUCGGUCCCUGCUUAGUCAUUUAUCUGACUAAUUUAUAAUGGAGCCUCUUCUAUUGCUUUGGGUUGUGUUCUCCACCAGCUUUCACUCUGACUGAAUCAUACUAGAAACUAAUGGGCCUCAAAGUUUGUCCCCAGAGUUUGUAAUUAAGAUGUUGGCUAGAGAGGUUAUUGGGUUAAUGUAAUCUUUGCAAUCUGUAAGGUUUUUACAUUGAUGUCCCUUAUGUACACAGUGGUGAAUGUUAAACCAAUUACUCCCAAAUUCAUCUUACGCCUGAACUAAAAAGAAUGCUCAUUGAAGAAUCUCCGUUAAAAGUGCUAGGCCUGGGGCCUCCCGAGUGGCGCAGCGGUCUAAGGCACUGCAUCGCAGUGCUUGAGGCGUCACUACAGACCCAGGCUGUGUCACAACCGGGAGUCAGAUAGGGCGGUGCACAAUUGGCCCAGCGUCGUCCGGGUUAGGGGAGGGUUUGACCGGGGCUCAUCGCGCUCUAGCGACUCCUUGUGGCAGGCCUGUUGAAUUAUGUUUCCUCCGACACUUUGGUGCAGCUGGCUUCCGGGUUAAGCGGGCGGGUGUUAAGAAGCGCGGUUUGGCGGGUCAUGUUUCGGAGGACGCAUGACUCGACCUUUGCCUCUCCCGAGCCUGUUGGGGAGUUGCAGCGAUGAGAUAAGAUCGAAAUUGGGGAGAAAAAGGGGGAAAAUACACCCCCAAAAAAGUGCUAGGCCUAAUGUCGGUCCAGGAAUAGGCUUGAGCCAGCCUGAUAUAUUUUUAUUUGGCACGCAUUACCCUUUGGUUUCUCUCUGUAUCCACUAGAGCACUAGCGCCAGUCUAUCAGUUCCUCCAGGUCUGUGUUGACAGAGCUUCAACAACAACAUCCCAUAGAAAGCCUCAGCAGAUAAAGCAGAAGAAAUCAGAGACUUGUAUUAUGUUCAUUCUAAGUCUCUUAGGUCCUGAUCUGCUGCUCUGAUAGCCGCCGUCAGUGUCCGGCUAUGGAGACUCUCUGUCUUUUUCCUCUCCUCUGACUCUUUUCUUUCUUUCUCUCUAUCCAUGUCUGAUCUCUUCCCCCUCUCUUGUCUCUGUGAAGUAAAGAGGACGGCACCACGCUCCACCGAAAAAGAGCAAGAGCGUGCAAGUCUGUAUCCGUCGGAGGUCCUUCCUCCAUUUCCUUCUCCCUCUUCCCUUAUUCCUUUCUUCCUCCGUGGCGCUCCCGGCCCUACCAGAUCGUCCUGGGGAUAAGAGAUACCUGCCAUUGCCGUGUUCACCUGUUUGGGUUCCGAUCGUCGCCCGUGGCGAGGGCCCCGAGUGUUUGGGGGAAUGCAGACAGGAACAAUAAAAGAGAGCGAGACAAAGCAGAGGGUUUUCAGAGGAUAGCAGCACUACUAAACCUCUAGAAGCCUAGGAUCUCUCUCUUUAGUGUUCAUUAGACAGCAGAGCAUUGAAGUCCCUUCUUGUUGUGACUACAGGUAGGAGUGGGGAAACCUAUUGAUCUCUGCCUCAGUCUCAACUGGGUUUGAGGAAUUCACUGAACAGGGGAUGUUGCUGGAAUUCGAUGGUUCUCAUAGUUAUAGAUGUUUGUUUGCUUGGUUGGACGUGGUUAGUGUGGCAAUUAAGAGGUGCCAUAAACUGAUACAUAUUAACACUGUGUUUAAGAGCCCAGACUGACUGGGUCUCUCCUCUCUAAUCAUUAGCCAUAGCAAAUGGGAUUUUCAAUCUCUCUGUGACCUGAAUAUGAGCUGUCUUUAGUGCCUUACCCAACAGGUCAUUUUUAAUAAAUGAGGGACUUUAUUGCUCACCUUUGAGCUCCAGAUACAGAGAGCAUUUUGUGCUUUAGUUCAGCUGUAGACACACGCACCGACACACACGCAGACACUCCCUCACACACACUCCCUUACCCACUAUCUCCCCUCUAUCUCUGUGCAGGGUGUCAGAAGCCAGUGGGGUUGUCGCGGGGCAAGGCCAAGGUGUGCUGCUACAGUGGCUGGUACUACUGCCAGAGCUGUCACCAAGACAACCUGUUCCUCAUCCCUGCCCGCCUGCUGCACAACUGGGACACCAACAGACACAAGGUGAGAAUCUAUGGUGAUAUAUGCACACAUUUCAGAAGUAUGUCCAGCAUAUUCAGAUACAGUAAACAUACAGAAACACUCUAAAAUACACUUGUGAACGUUCCUUAGUUACACAUGCUUAUCUUAAAUUGGGAAGUCGACCCAUGCACAGUAUAUGGUGGAGAAUAUGGCCAGGUUACAUUUUCCCUCCAAACAACCCCACGUGGUGCCACAACCCAAAACCAUACACAUACACACACAUACACAUAUGUACAGUUGAAGUCGGAAGUUUACAUACACUUAGGUUGGAGUCAUUAAAACUUGUUUUUCAACCACUCCACACAUUUCUUGUUAACAAACUAUAGUUUGUGCAUGACACAAGUAAUUUUUCCAACAAUUGUUUACAGACAGAUUAUUUCACUUAUAAUUCACUGUAUCACAAUUCCAGUGGGUCAAAAGUUUACAUACACUAAGUUCACUGUGCCUUUAAACAGCUUGGAAAAUUCCAGAAAAUGAUGUCAUGGCUUUAGAAGCUUCUGAUAGGCUAAUUGACAUCAUUUGAGUCAAUUGGAGGUGUACUUGUUGAUGUAUUUCAAGGCCUACCUUCAAACUCAGUGCCUCUUUGCUUGACAUCAUGGGAAAAUCAAAAGAAAUCAGCCAAGACCUCAAAAAACAUUGUAGACCUCCAAAAGUCUGGUUCAUACUUGGGAGCAAAUUCCAAAUGCCUGAAGGUACCACGUUCAUCUGUACAAGCAAUAGUACGCAAGUAUAAACACCAUGGGACCACACAGCCGUCAUACCGCUCAGGAAGGAGACGCGUUCUGUCUCCUAGAGAUUAACGUACUUUGGUGCGAAAAGUGCAAAUCAAUCCCAGAACAACAGCAAAGGACCUUGUGAAGAUGCUGGAGGAAACAGGUACAAAAGUAUCUAUAUCCAUAGUAAAACGAGUCCUAUAUCGACAUAACCUGAAAGGCCGCUCAGCAAGGAGGAAGCCACUGCUCCAAAACCGCCAUAAAAAAGACAGAUUACGGUUUGGGGACAAAGAUUGUACCUUUUGGAGAAAUGUCCUCUGGUCUGAUGAAACAAAAAUAGAACUGUUUGGCCAUAAUGACCAUCGUUAUGUUUGGAGGAAAAAGGGGGGUGAUUGCAAGCCGAAGAACACCAUCCCAACAUUGAAGCACGGGGGUGGCAGCAUCAUGCUGUGGGGGUGCUUUGCUGCAGGAGGGACUGGUGCACUUCACAAAAUAGAUGGCAUCAUGAGGAAGGAAAAUUACGUGGAUAUAUUGAAGCAACAUCUCAAAACAUCAGUCAAGAACUUAAAGCUUGGUCGCAAAUGGGUCUUCCAAAUGGACAAUGACCCCAAGCAUACUUACAGUGUUGUAGCAAAAUGGCUUAAGGACAAGAAAGUCAAGGUAUUGGAGUGGCCAUCACAAAGCCCUGACCUCAAUCCUAUAGAACAUUUGUGGGCAGAACUGAAAAAGCGUGUGCGAGCAAGGAGGCCUACAAACCUGACUCAGUUACACCAGCUCUGUCAGGAGGAAUGGGCCAAAAUUCACCCAACUUAUUUUGGGAAGCUUGUGGAAGGCUACCCGAAACGUUUGACCCAAGUUAAACAAUUUAAAGGCAAUGCUACCAAAUACUAAUUGAGUGUAUGUAAACCUAUGACCCACUGGGAAUGUAAUGAAAUAAAUAAAAGCUGAAAUAAAUCAUUCUCUCUACUAUUAUUCUGACAUUUCACAUUCUUAAAAUAAAGUGGAUAUCCUAACUGACCUAAGACAGCGAAUUUUUACUAGGAUUAAAUGUCAGGAAUUGUGAAAAACUGAGUUUAAAUGUAUUUGGCUAAGGUGUAUGUAAACUUCCAACUUCAACUGUAUGUAUACACAGUCAAAACCCCACAUCCCUAUGCGUUCUCCACCACUCAGCCCUCCCAUCCCUCCCCUGUGUGUGUCCUGUCCUGUCCAGGUGUCCAAGCAGGCCAAGGAGUUCCUGGAGUUUGUGUAUGAGGAACCCCUGCUGGACGUGCAGCAGCUGAACCCGUGUCUGUAUGAACACUGUGAAGGCCUGGCUGCAGUACUACGCCUGAGACAGCAGCUCCAGUCCCUCAGAGCAUACCUGUUCAGCUGCCGUGCUGCCGUUGCUGAGGACCUCCGUAGAAGGUGAGAGUGGGGGGGGGGGGGGGGGUAGAACCAGUUCCUCCUUAGAGCAUACCUGUUCAGCUGCUGCUCUGCCAGCCGAGGACCUCGGGGAGAGGGGCGUUGAAGGUGAGGGGCAGGGGAGAGGGGAGGAGUUAAAGAAUGAUUAAUCAAGGCCUUGAUUGUUAAUUGAGUCCGGUGUAUUAGCACUGAACUAAAACUCCCAAGACGUUAUUUUGUGACUACAGAUAUAAAGAGUUGUGAAUGGGCAAGAUGUUGUGGGGCCAAGACAGUGAAGGGUGAUGGAGGAAGAUCAAGGAGGAAGAGAGAGAAUGGUGUGUUAUGAGACUGGAAACUUCAAAGUAGGAUUUAAUAAAACACAUGAAUCUAGUGAAGAAGUUUGGAAUGGUAAUUGUAUGUCUGAUGUCCAUUGAAAGACCCUUUGUUGACUUCAUUCCUAGCCCAUGUUGAGUAUGAAUGUGUGAAUGUAGGCCUAAAGGCCUCUACAUGCUCUCUCUGUAUGAGGGGAUUGUGUUUAUGUGAGGGGGUCCAGACUAAAAGGCCUGUCUCUGGGGUGAUGGACGCUCACUGCCCUGGAUGGGGUCACUCCCAUGGACUGCAGACACUCUUCGUACCCCCUCCCCACACUAUACUCUUGUACUCGCACUUUGUGAAGUACACUCAACACAUCUCUAAAGAACUGGUUAGAAGCUUCUCAUAUUGUCCAGGUUAGUCACUUUGUUUUUAAAGACAGUCCUGGUCAAUAUACUAAAACUUGUCCUUCUUAUGUGUUUUUGAGAGUGUGACUGACAGGUUUAUGUCCUCUGUCUACAGUGAGUGUAGACUUUAGACCAUCCCAGGUUCACCUGUCCUUUUGACGUCUGUCUCUCUGCUGUGCUGAGGUCUGUUUGAAGUAGCCUACUGACAGAAACCAACAGAGAGGGCGGGGCUCUGAGACCCUCCUACUCCUCCACACACACAGACACACACACCCUGGGCCCACAGAGCUAUCCCAGCUGGCUGUCGGAAAGAAGGCGUGACUUUAUCUAGCCAUGAUGUUUACGGCAGUGGUGGUGAACCCGGAACGCUGCUCUCUCACCGGGGGCCCAUGUUUACCGCUACACCAUUAGCCCGCAGUGGCUAAUGCCCUGCACUUCAAAACACUACAGGAUUAAUGAGGCCGGUGGCGCUAAAACCUUCCCCCGGCCAUCCAUCGGCCCUCUAUAGGCCUACCAUGGCCCUGGAGAGGGCUAAAGGGCUAGGGAGCUUGGAGGAAGCCUGCCCUGUGUUUAUACUCAACCCCUGGGAGAGGGGAGAGAGCUGUCAUGGCCCACACCGCCUGCGCUGAUCUAACACACACCUCUGAACCCCACGGGUACCCCACACACACAAACACACGAAUGCAUACACACACAUAUUACACGCUCAGACACACAGAAAUACUGCACAUGUGUGGAUAGUCUGCACACAUACAUAUGAACACACAGGCAUGCACCAUACUGUUUACAGACAUUGUUCAUAGUUCACACUAAGUGUACAAUACUUUAUCUCCUCUCCUAUUCACAUAAGCCGAAGUCAGAACCUCCAUUAAACAGUGAACCUGUUGUAAUCAAUAUAUAAUAGUUGUAGCCUUAUCAAACCACACACUGACUGACUGGAUGUGAUCUUACCCCAGCAGGGUGUGCUGGUCAGUUACACUGCCAGAGCCAGCACUGAUACCCUCAGGAAGAGUCAACACUGCAGAAUCAACACUGUGUGUGUGUGUGUGUGUGUGUGUGUGUGUGUGUGUGUGUGUGUGUGUGUGUGUGUGUGUGUGACAGACGUGAUACAGUCCCGUCGAGGUGCUAAGUCACCACUGAUAAGUGUCCUCCUAGCUGGCUCUGCUCUGUUUGCUAGCCAUGCCUGUUUCUGGGGGUUACCACCACUGCAAACACUUGACCAAUGAGAGGAAAGGAGACGAGGAGAGAAGGAGAGUUACUGUCCAGCCCUUGUGGACAGACAGACAGGCAGACAGACCGACAGGCCGACAGGCAGGCAGGCAGGCCCCUGAGAAAAUGACACAGUCACAUAAACCAGGGGAUUUAGCAGGGAUUCACACGGCAGACUGGCCGGCUACUGGAUGUCUCUAUUGGAGGCUUAAAAACACUCAGGUUAGAUAUCAGAGUUAUGAUGCAGAUUUUUUUUUACCACUUUUUCUGUCUCCAGUGAUUUGUCGUUUUGGGAAGAGGUUCUCUGAGGGUAUGUUCUUUAGAACGUAGAACGAAGGUGCUUAUGAAGACCCAUAGUGGGUUGUCAUGUAAUUUGGCCAAAACAUAUUUUGCAGCAAUCAGGGUGAGAGGCAGGUAGUCUCCCCUAAAUAUGUCUGCAGUAGAGAUACGCCAUAUGCUCCUGCUUCUCUGAACAUACAGUUGAAGUCGGAAGUUUACAUACACCUUAGCCAAAUACAUUUCAACUCAGUUUUUCACAAUUCCUGACAUUUAAUCCUAGUAAAAAUGCCCUGUUUUAGGUCAGUUAGGAUCACCACUUUAUUUUAAGAAUUUGAAAUGUCAGGAUAAUAGUAGAAAUAAUUAUUUAUUUAAGCUUUUAUUUCUUUCAUCACAUUCCCAGUGGGUCAGAAGUUUACAUACACUCAAUUAGUAUUUGGUAGCAUUGCCUUUAAAUUGUUUAUCUUGGGUCAAACGUUUCGGGUAGCCUUCCAACAAUAAGUUGGGUGAAUUUUGUCCCAUUCCUCCUGACAGAGCUGGUUUAACUGAGUCAGGUUUGUAGGCCUCCUUGCUUGCGCACGCUUUUUCAGUUCUGCCCACAAAUGUUCUAAUGAACAUUGUUAUGUUUGGAGGAAAAAGGGGGUAAACUUGCAAGCCGAAGAACACCAUCCCAACCGUGAAGCACGGGGGUGGCAGCAUCAUGCUGUGGGGGUGCAUACUUCCAAAGUUGUGGCAAAAUGUCAGGGCUUUGUGAGGGCCACUCCAAUACCUUGACUUUGUUGUUCUUAAGCCAUUUUGCCACAACUUUGGAAGUAUGCUUGGGGUCGUUGUUCAUUUGGAAGACCCAUUUGCGACCAAGCUUUAACUUCCUGACUGAGGUCUUGAGAUGUUGCUUCAAUAUAUCCACAUAAUUUUCCUUCCUCAUGAUGCCAUCUAUUUUGUGAAGUGCACCAGUCCCUCCUGCAGCAAAGCACCCCCACAGCAUGAUGCUGCCACCCCCGUGCUUCACGGUUGGGAUGGUGUUCUUCAGCUUGCAAGUUUACCCCCUUUUUCCUCCAAACAUAACAAUGUUCAUUAUGGCCAAACAGUUCUAUUUUUGUUUCAUCAGACCAGAGGACAUUUCUCCAAAAAGUACGAGCUUUGUCCCCAUGUGCAGUUGCAAACCGUAGUCUGGUUUUUUUAUGGCGGUUUUGGAGCAGUGGCUUCUUCCUUGUUGAGCGGCCUUUCAGGUUAUGUCGAUAUAUGACUUGUUUUACUGUGGAUAUAGAUGCUUUUGUACCUGUUUCCUCCAGAAUCUUAACAAGGUCCUUUGCUGUUGUUCUGGGAUUGAUUUGCACUUUUCGCACCAAAGUACAUUAAUAUCUACGAGACAGAACACGUCUCCAUCCUGAGCGGUAUGACGGCUGCAUGGUCCCAUGGUGUUUAUACUUGCGUACUAUUGUUUGUACAGAUGAACGUGGUACCUUCAGGUGUUUGGAAAUUGCUCCCAAGGAUGAACCAGACUUGUGGAGGUCUACAAUUCUAUUUCUGAGGUCUUGGCUGAUUUCUUUUGAUUUUCCCAUUAUGUCAAGCAAAGAGGCACUGAGUUUGAAGGUAGGCCUUGAAAUACAUCCACAGGUACACCUCCAAUUGACUCAAAUUAUGUCAAUUAGCCUAUCAGAAGCUUCUAAAGCCAUGACAUCAUUUUCUGGAAUUUUCCAAUCUGUUUAAAGGCACAGUCAACUUAGUGUAUGUAAACUUCUGACCCACUGGAAUUGUGAUACAGUGAAUUAUAAGUGAAUGCACAAAGUAGAUUUCCUAACCGACUUGCCAAAACUAUAGUUUGUUAACAAGAAAUUUGUGGAGUGGUUGAAAAAUGAGUUUUAAUGACUCCAACCUAAGUGUAUGUAAACUUCCGACUUCAACUGUAACACUGAUAUCUUCCAAUUAAAGCUGUUUCUGUCCGUCUGCUGAACCCUGUACUGUAGCAGUUAGAUUAGUCAGUUAUGGCAUGGACUGUACAUUCUCUGGCUGUGUGUCUGGUAUGUAUGUAUGCUUUACUUUGUUCUGACUCUGGUUACGUUCCAUAUAGUACCCUUUUCUCUAUGAAGUGCACUACUGUUGACCAGGGCCCAUAGGGCUCUGAUCAAAAGUUGUGCACUAUGCAGGGAAUAGGGUGACAUUUGGGACGAAGCCUCUGACUGCUGGCUUCACUCUCUCAGUAGGGGCUAGUCUCUCUGACAGUUCAGCACUAAUGAAAGUCCCCCCACCUCUCUGUCUAUCGCUUACUGACUGAAAAGCUACACACACACACACACACACACACACACACACACACCUCCCUGGCUAUCUCUUAAUAACUAUAAAGCUUCCCACAAACACAUGAAAAGGGAAUUCAUCCUCAGCUAAACAAAUAGCCCGCCCUCUGAGCCUGUGUGUGUCUCUGUGCGUGCGAGCGUGCGCUCCUGCCUGCCCGCCCGCCUGUGUAUGUGUCAGGUUAGUGCUGUAAUGAAGCCUGUCUAAUGAGGCCUGAGGCUGAUGUGUGAAUGGGGCUUUGCUCUCUCUGACUGGACCUCUGCCAUGCCUCCUCUCACAAUGACCACAUAAAGCCUGCCUGUCUGUGGGCACACACACACACUGCCUCUAUAUCUGAACAAACUCAUACAUGCUUGUUCACACACACUCUCUAUCCCUCUCUCUCUCUGUUGAACACUGAUGUAUACACACACACAUUUCACGUAAUUUAUAUAGAUAUUGCAACCCCCUUCGGAUAAAAGCUUGCCAUAGAACCUGCAUAGAGCUGUGUAUGUGCACCUCUCUCCACUCUCAGGAGUCGUAUUAGGGCUGAGUGUGUACCUCCCUUCACAGUGUUAUUAGUGCCGAGAGUGAGUGCACCCAAAUUGUCCAUAUGAUCCCAUAUCUCCCCCUCUCCAUCUUCCACUCUACCUCUGUCUCUCUCUCUCUCACUAUGUCACUUUGUGGAUCCUUGAGCUGUAAUGUGAGCUGGCGUGGGCGAAAGUGUGUGUGUGAAUGAGUGUGUGUAUGUUUGUCUGAGUAUGUAUGCUAACGUUUGUGUGUAUGUAGUUUAGGCAGAUGAGCAUAGAGAGAGCUGUAGUAGCGAGACAGGCAGGAUGGAGAGAGCAGAGAGAGCAUCCCACUUCACCCCAUAAUAAGGCAGAGGGAUUUUAAACACCUAUUCCCCAGCCUCCACUGCCUCCCCAACCCAGCUCACACUCUGUUGAAUUGACCCCCAUUUUCAGGGCAAUUUGGCCACUCCUUGCCACAGUUACACAGGCCCGAUCAUGGCGUGUGUGUGAGACGUGAUUCAUAGUGUACAUUCUGUUAUCGUCCUAUAUGAAUCUGAACAUGAAAGCGCAGAAUCUUCCUGUCAUGUAUGAUAUACUCUCAUGUUGAUGCAUGGAUAUACUUUAAUGUUUAAUAUACUGUAUGAAAUACUGUCAUGUUUAAUGUAUGAUAUGCCAUUAAACGGUGUUCACAUUUACAUACGAGUACUUUGAAGCUCCCGGUCAGUUUAGUUAUAAUAUAAUAAUAAUAAUAUGCCAUUUAGCAGACGCUUUUAUCCAAAGCGACUUACAGUCAUGCGUGCAUACAUUUUUGUGUAUGGGUGGUCCCGGGGAUCGAACCCACUACCUUGGCGUUACAAGCGCCGUGCUCUACCAGCUGAGCUACAAAAUUACAAAAUAAAACAUGAAAAUAUAUGCACGCACUGCUGUAAAGCGUCUGUUAAAUGGUAUGUAUUAUUAUAUAUUAUGAAAGGAUAUAAGUUAUGGUUCUAAGAAAAUAUUCCAUUAAUUGAAUGAAUACAAAGAGGUCAAUCUAACUCUACCAAAACAAUGGAAAUGCCAUGGAAACGCGUGGGGGAAAGAUCCAGAAUCUCCUCAUUUCCCCCCAGCAAAAUUACCCUACAUUUAGGCUAUUGUUUAUAUGUGUAUUUCACACUAUGUUGAGGUAAAAAUUGAAGUAUAAUGCUUUUAUGGACGUCAACCCCAAUACAUGUUCAUUUCAUCGUCAAAACGACUUUGACUACCACCACCAAUUUCUGUAUGCUAACUAUGCUACCAGCUUGUACGAACGGGAGUUAGCAUUUAGCAGUCACUUCUUAUUAUCCUGAAAAGGACCAUUUCUAAAUGUUAUGCAGCGAAAACAGCCUGAUAGAUACAAAUCAGACUUUAGUAACCACAUUGUGGGCCUGUUGAUCAUAUUUGUUGAACGUGCAGCAAUCCAACGUCCUCCUUCUAUUCCCCACAGUCUGUGUUCCAUUGACCUCUUUACUGCAUCUAUGCAUUGACGUAAUGCUCUCUCUCUCCCCAUAGGAUCUUCCCCAGAGAAUACCUACUGCAACACAUCCACCUUUACUCACUGGCUGACCUGCAGCAGGUAAGACACGUAGGCUGAGUUUAGGUCAUGUCUAUACUUGAUAGUUCAUGCAGCUUUUGUAUUCUGAUCAUGGAGUUCUGAUCAUGGAAUUACGAACAUGUCAUGCUUCUACACCAGGGAUCAUCAACUAGAUUUUUGUCUUGAGCGGAUGGUCAGUGGGCCGGAAUAUAAUUACAAAUAAUUUGUAGACUGCAAAUUGACUGCAAGAAGCACAAACAGUUAUAAUAUUGGACUAAACCAUAAUAAUUUCAAACUUUUCUUACAUUUGUAUACGAUCAUGUGUCUCUCUAUUAUAUGUGGGAAUUCUUGGGAACAGGUAUCCUAAAUUAAAAUGACUUGGAGUUGAUUUCCUGGUGUUUUUACAACAAUGAAAAUUCAUUUAUUUUUUAUUAAUUUUUUUUUAAACUUUGGGGGCCAAAUAAAACCACCAGUAGGGGAACCCUGGUCUACACCUACAUUUUAAAUGUGUCUACCGUGUCCACAUUGUGUCCAGAUUCCCUUUCCCCACGCUAUAUUCAAAUGCCUGUAUGCAUUCUGCAAACGGUAGAAAAGGCUAAAUCUGAUAAUAACACAACAACAACUUGAUGGCAGUAGCCAACUACUGUAGCUAACUAGCCAGCCAACCUCUCUAACUAGCCAGCAAGCUAGCUAGCAAAGCUAAAGCGAUUGCAAACAGGUUAGCAAAACAAUUUUUCUAAAAAGCUAGCUGGCUAGCAUUUAUGAAGCCAUCAAACACAUUCCUCACAUGCUAGGAAUGCAUUUCCUCCAACGUUUAAAAGGAUACUUCGGGAUUUUAGCAAUGAGGCCCUUUAUCUACUUCCCCCAGAGUCAGAUGAACUCAGGGAUACCAUUUUUAUGUCUCUGUCUCCAGUAUGAAGGAAGUUAGAGGUAGUUUUGCGAGCCAAUGCUACCUAGUGUAUGCUAGCAGAUAGCAAUGGACUUCCAGUCCUUGUGCUAACGCUAGUUAGCAUUGGUUCACGAAACUACUUCUAACAUCCUUCUUAACUCUGGAGAAUUAGAUAAAGGGCUCAUUGCCAAAAUCCUGAAGUAUCCCUUUAUUAACCCCCUAAGGUCGAUCUAAUUAGCAUACUAUUUUUUUUCUUCUCCAUAGCAAUCUGGCAGUUUAAACUAGAGAUAUCUGUUUUUUUGCAUUGGAUGCAUCUGUCUCCCGCAUCCGCCUAUGUCACACUUCCAAAUUUUGGGGGGGACUAUCUGUUGUUCCAUGUAGUGAAUCUGUUAUUCAGUGCGUUUGUAUGAGCUAAUAGCAGUUUUUUUAAAUCAAAUUAUUUUUUCAUAUUUUUGGGGGGGGACUUCAAGGGUCUUAAAAUUCUAAAUCAAAUAGCAAAAUUAUCCUUGGUAUGACCUUCUUAAAACAAUUCCAUAUACACUAUAUAUACAAAAGUAUGUGGACACCCCUUCAAAUUUGUGGAUUUGGCUAUUUCAGCCACACCCUUUGCUGACAGGUGUAUAAAAUCGAGCACACAGCCAUGCAAUCUCCAUAGACAAACAUUGCCAGUAGAAUGGCCUUACUGAAGAGCUCAGUGACUUUCAAUGUGGCACCGUCAUAGGAUGUCACCUUUCCAACAAGUCAGUUAAUCAAAUUUCUGCCCUGCUAGAGCUGCCUCGGUCAACUGUAAGUGCUGUUAUUGUGAAGUGGAAACGUCUAGGAGCAACAACGGCUCAGCCACGAAGUGGUAGGCCACACAAGCUCACAGAACGGGAGUGCCGAUUGCUGAAGCACGUAGCGCGUAAAAAUCAUCUGUCCUCUGUUGCGACACUCAGUUCCAAACUGCCUCUGGAAGCAAUGUCACCACAAGAACUGUUCGUCAGGAGCUUCAUGAAAUGGGUUUCCAUGGCCGAGCAGCCUCACACAAGCCUAAGAUCACCAUGCGCAAUACUAAGUGUCAGCUGGAGUGGUGUAAAGCUCGCCGCCAUUGGACUAUGGAGCAGUGGAAAUGCGUUCUCUGGAGUGAUGAAUCACACUUCACCAUCUGGCAGUCUGACGGACAAAUCUGGGUUUGGCAGAUGCCAGGAGAACGCUACCUGCCCCAAUGCAUAGUGCCAACAGUAAAGUUUGUUGGAGGAGGAAUAAUGGUUUGGGGCUGUUUUUCAUGGUUCGGGCUAGGCCCCUUAGUUCCAGGGAAGGGAAAUCUUAACACUACAGUAUACAAUGACAUUCUAGACGAUUCUGUGCUUCCAACUUUGUGGCAACAGUUUCAGCAUGACAAUGCCCCCGUGCACAAAGCGAGGUCCAUACAGAAAUGGUUUGUCGAGAUCGGUGUGGAAGAACUUGACUGGACUGCACAGAGCCCUGACCUCAACCCCAUCGAAUAUCUUUGGGAUGAAUUGGAAUGCCGACUGCAAGCCAGGCCUAGUCACAUCAGUGCCCGACCUCACUAAUGCUCUUGUGGCUGAAUGGAAGCAAUGUUUCAACAUCUAGUGGAAAGCCUUCUCAGAGGAGUGGAGGCUGUUAUAGCAGCAAAGGCAAAGGGGGGACCAACUCCAUGUUAAUGCUCAUGAUUUUGGAAUGAGAUGUUCAAUGAGCAGGUGUCCACAUACUUUUAGUCAUUCAGUGGUGUACCCCUCUCUCGCUCGCUCUCUCUCUGACCCCCCCCCCCCCCCCCCCCCCCCCCCCCCCCUCCUCUCAACAACCCAGUGAGAGUCCACAGCCCUCUGCUACCCCUUCCCUGCUCCCUCCAUGUCCCCAUCUCCCCUUGGCCCGUUCACUAAUUACACACAUUCAGAAUCAACAGGCAGGAAAACAAGAGUGUGACAGUCCACCAUUCUUUCCUACAUCCGCUGGCCUGACACAGUCUCUCUCUUCCCCCUCUUUUGCUAUCCUUCUAUCUCCUUUCUCCUCCUCUUUACCCCCUCUAUACUUCUAUCCCCUCUCACCCCUCUCUCCAUCCCUCUCUCCCUCCCAAUCUCUCUCCCCCUCUGUCUCUCUUUCUCUCUCUAGGUCUGUGUGUGUCACUCUCACAUUCUCUAGUGGACUGCACACAACACUCAGCGAGGUUGUGAUGUCCAUGUCAAACAAACUAAAAGACGGCUCAAAGAUUACCUCAAGUUUAGGACACAGCAACAUGCUACUACAGACAUGCUGCUACAAGCAACUUACUCACUGCUUGACAACUGCUUUCAAAGUUACAAACAGCUCAACAAUUCAGUGAUUAACAAUGAUUAAUCAAUGGACGGCUGCAUUUGUUUUCCCCUUAAUCGAUUAAUUCGAUUAGAACCUAUUUGCCAAGUACACUUUCCCCCAUAUGUUUUCCCCCAUUAUCUCUCUCUCUAUCUCUCUCUCUCACUCACUCUCUUUGCUUCCUCUCUUACAGCUUCUUAAUUCGCUUUCCAUAUUAACGAGCUGUUUCUUUUAUUUCACCUGAAUAAUCAGAGCUCCUUCAUCAAGCCUGGCUUUUAUUGUUGCCCAGCGAGAUCAAUGAAGACUGAACCGUCUCUCCCUGGCUAGUUAUAGACUAGACCCAGUCCUUCAUAGAAAGCAGCAGUGCACUUGUCUCUUUGCUAUUGAACUCCCAACAAACGCGUCCUAUUUGGAGCAGCCUCCGUCUUUAAACCAUCAGACUGUUGGCCAUAUUUGUUUGCCCAGAGGCUGGACUUGUUUGGCUACUGGCCCUUUUGUUGCUGCAUUGAACCGUUUUUGCUUUUCCAGUUGUAAAGUAGUGGGAUGGGGAGAUGGGCUUGUUGUGGAGGACUGAGGAGUGCCAUAUAGAUGCUAAUUGUAUUGUGUGUCGUGUACCGGGGCAGCAGUCCUAGUCCUGCCAACGACCUACAAACAACUGGAGGGACAAAGGGGCAUUGAGCAGCCCCGGCCCGAAUUGCACGGUGGCCACGGUGACACGCACAUACGUGCAAUAGGGCAGAUUCCCACACUGACACUCUGGCAUGCAACUUACGCACAUCACAGGCUAUCUAGUAGCCACAUUGACGUAGACACAAGGACCAGACACUAGUAGAGACCAGACACUUUCUCAUAGGCACCCUGCAGGCAUAGACACAGACUUUAGGCAUGUAUGCCCUUACACUGGCACGCUCACUGGGUUAGGGGCAUGUUGGUCAUUUUGAGAGCUGUUGGUAAAUGGUAAUUAUGCAGCUUUUUCUUAACUGUAAGAUGUUGAUUUUAAACUCAAAAGUUGCACAUAUUUCUGCAUUUUAAAAUAACAAAGCUCAAACACCACUGCCUCCAAGUCCCACAUGCAUACAUAGACAUUCUUACUCUCUAUCUCUAUCUCUCACUCGCUCUCGUCCAUAAUCACACUCCCCACUACACGUCUUCCACAAUCAAACGCUCUCACUCACUGGCAGACGCACACACACACACACACACACACACACACACACACACACACACACACACACACACUGGGGCUGGUAGUAAUCCUGUUUGGUGAGAGGGGUGUUAUCCAAACAGAGCUCACCCUGUCUUUAUGUGUGUAAUCCGGGUGGCUUUCUGAGCAUCGCUAAUGGAGGCCCGGCCUUCAUCAGGGGAACACUGGGGAGGGAUAAAGUAGUGGAUGUUAAACAGAGGUUUUAGGGGAUUAAGCCUUUUGGACCACAAAGCCCCCCGCACGGGACAGGGCCAGAGGGGUGUGACUUUAUGAGGGGUGGGGGGUGAGGAGGAUUUGGUUGGGGGGUGUUGGUGGAAGGAGGUGGGGGGGAGGAAGGCAGCGAAGGAGGAAGGCAGCUGCAGGCAGGACAAACGAAUGGUGGCCCCUCUCCUCCCCACUCUGACUGCACCCCUUCCUCAGACUAGCUGUAGGUGGGGGGUCACUUCUCUGAGGAGAAUGUAUCCACCUGGUUGGCAAAGAAAGGGAAACCUAGGGCUACUGCCAUUUUCUGCUUUCUUUUUCUCCGAAAGCAUCUCCCAUUCACACCUCUCCUGCCAUUUCUCUCCCUUCAAUUCAAACUCUCUCCAUCUCUCUCCCUCUGCAACUUUCUCCUUCCCUCUGUCUCUUUCCAUCCUCUCUCCCUCCCUCUGUUUCCCUUAAUCUCCCUCUCUCCUUGUCCACUGAGCAUCAGUCCCAGUCAGAACCCGGUGUGGUGUGUUGCCAGCCGUUUCAUUCUGCUAAGCUAAAUUAUGGAGUGUCUUAAUUACCCCAGGUGUCAGCAUUGAUCAGGGGUGGCAUAUAUCAUCUGUGCUGGCCUUGGCUAGGGGAUGGGGCACGCACUGCCUGGCUGGCUGGCAGGCCGCUCUGCCUGACUGGCUCUCUGGAUUUCUGGCUGACUGACUGACUGAUUGGCUGCUCUGCCUGACUGGCUGCCUGCCUGCCUACUCCACACUACACACAGCCUUUGAUUGCUGGGCUAAAGCCUGACUCAUGUCACCAUGCUAAACAGCAUUAUUCACAGUGUUGUAGCUCUCUCAGACUGGGGUUGCCACAGCCUCCGGGCUGGAAGGAUGGAAAGAUGGAGGGAUGGUGUGGUGUGUUUUCAGCCACUGCUUGAAGAGUUAUAAGGACUGUUCCUGGUUGUCGCCCAUUCUCUAGGUAGUUAGUCAUGAGCUGUUAGUAUUACAUCAUGUAAUCUCUCAUUCUCUGUCCAAACCAAACAGACAUAACCUCCCCCUCCCCUGCAGAGUACCUUUUCAGUUAUCCAUCUCCAUUGUGUGUACGUAUGCAUGUGCGUGUGUAGGAGUGGGGGUCGGUGGGUUCUCCUCCUUUCUUCGUUCUCCUUUCUCCUUCAACCCCCUCCCUAUCCCCAUCCUCCUUCUUCAGCCUCUCCUUCCCUCUGUCCCUCUCUCUCUCUCUCGUCCUUUCUCCUUCUCUUCUCUCCUCCAGGCUGAAGAAUGCCUGGCAGGACUUAAUUGGUGCAGUCCCAGCGCUGCCAGGUGUAGCCACUUGUGUCUGCCCCCCAGCCUCCCUCAGUGUUCUCUGGAGGUCCACUCAGGCCAGGCCCAUUCCCUUCCCCAGCCCCAUUCAACAGAGCCACAAUGCUCUCUACCAGGCCCCCAUGAAUCAAAGGCCCUGCCGGUUUUAACUACUUGCCCGCCGGCCCAGUAAACGGCAUUCACAUAUAAUAUUUUGCUAAAACGGCCCCCCAAAAAAGUACUUCCCCCUCCGUUAUCCCCCCGCCCCCCAGGCCCCUCCAGCCAGCCUUUCUCCCAGGGCCUUCAUUAGUUUUGAUGUAAAUUCCCGAUGUGAAUUCCUGACGUGAACUCUUGUCCAUCUCCUCCCAGCGCUGCGCUGCAGUGGUUCCCGUUGGGACCUGUAUUAAAAGUGUUUAUCCUCCCAGGGAAAAUUCUGCUGUCUUCUUCUCUCUGUAUAGGAUAAUAUAUUACAGCAGUGCAUUCUUAUAGAUGGGAAAUAGAAUGGUUGAUUUAGAAUGAGAAUUUAGAAAAUGUAUAAUUUGUAUUCUAUAAUGUAGAAUGAGGAAGAGAAUGUUUUGGAAAGUACAUUGUAUUUCACUUAAUCCACUAUUCCUUUUUUUCCUUCUCUCUCUUCUCUGUCUAUCUCCAUCCCUCCUUCCUUCCUUCCCUACCUCUCUCUCUCUACAGGUGAUUGAUGGGAAGCUGGCCCCCUUUCUCUCCAAGGUGAUUAAGUUUGCCAGUUCCCACGUCUUCAGCUGCAGCCAGUGCAGAGAGAAGGGCUUCAUCUGUGAGAUGUGUCAGAACGGACAGGUCAUCUACCCCUUCCAGGAGAGCACCACCAAGAGGUGAGGCCCCUUUAUGCACCGAUAUAGGAUCAGCUUAAUACUCCCACAAUCUUAACCUUAUUAACUAUUCAAGGUAACAGAGAAAACUGAUCUCAGAUCAGCUACUUGCAUGAUGGCAUCCUGGAAGAAUGAAUGGAGUAAAGAGGAGUGUGUCUCUGUCUCUUGUUAGUUACACCGGCUGGCAGGGGCAUGGGUGACAGGGAGAACAUGGCACCCUGCUGGAGAGUAACAGUUAAUCCCCCUAGUGCCUCGCUCUAUCCCUGUUUCUGUCCUUGUCUCCCUCUGCCUGAGCCUUAUGACAUGCCACUGAUAAGGAAUGGCCCUCUCUCACCUCAGGGUGGUUUGAUGUCCCCUUUGCUGAGCCACAGAGUGGAGAGAACAUUGCAGGAAGGUGGAGAAGAGGAGAAAAGAGCACAGAGGAGAGGACAGCGUAGAGGACAGAGGAGAGGACAGCGUAGAGCACAGAGGAGAGGACAGCGUAGAGGACAGAGGAGAGGACAGCGUAGAGGACAGAGGAGAGGACAGCGUAGAGGACAGAGGAGAGGACAGCGUAGAGGACAGAGGAGAGGAGAGAUUGCCAGACGUGGCUGUGCUGCUCUAG